GCAGGACGGCCCUCCAAGAGCAUCUGUCACUACAGGGGGUCAGAGGGGCCAAGAUGAAUGAGGCCCCAGAGAAUUCACUCAACACACAGCAAAUGGCACAACAUAGGGGAGGGACAAGGGGACUGGGGGAGGAUGUGUGUGUGCUUGGGUGUGUGUGUGUUUGACUCAGAGAGAGAGAGGGGUUCUGCUGUACUGAAGGAAGGAGGAGUAUUUGCUGUCCAUACUGUGGAGGAGUUUAAUUACCAAGGAGCUGCUGAUGGCUUGGGGACACACCAGUUGAGAAUUAAUCAACCCUCCUUGGAUAUUUCCUCACUCUUUUCCUAUUCCUUAGGACAUACCUAUCACCCAAAAUGGACUACAAUUCGUGACUUUGUGAUUUAUUUAUUUGGCAUUGUGGAAUUUAGUGUUUGGUGGUGGGGCGUUUUUUGUGUUUUCGAAGUAUUGUCUGGCUGGCUGGUCGAGAACCCUUGGAAGGUAUGGGAGCAUUUUAGAUUGUUUAGUCUGGCACUUUACUGGAUUUCCACUAACAUGAUGUUGAUGGCUCAGCUUUUAGCGCCUAAUUUAAGGGACAUGGAAAUGUUAGUCCUUUUUUGCAUAGCCCCCAUCCCCCUCUCCUCUCCUCUGCUAUACUGAUUUGUACUCUCUUACUCAUUCAUGGAUUUUCUAAUGUUGACAGUACACUCUUAGUAAAAAGGGUUCCAAAAGGGUUCUUCAGCUGUCCCCAUUGGAGAACCCUUUUUGGUUCCAUGUAGAACCCUUUUUGGUUCCAGGCAGAAUUAUUUUGGGUUACAUGUAGAUCCCUCUGGGGAAAGGGUUCUACAUGGAACCCAAUAGGGUUCUACCUGGAAUCAAAAGGGUACUUUCUGGAACUAAAAAGGGUUCUUCAAAGGGCGAAGAAGAACCCUUUUAGGUUCUAGAUAGCACCUUUUUUUCUAGGAGUGUAGCCAACAGUCAUUGUUCCUGUAUUUCUGUGAAACCAGUCCUAAGAUAUGUAGUUCAUUUACUUGAAUGAUUAUGGAAGUCUGUUUUAUCAUGAUAUAUUGUAAGUAAUGAUGACUGGCAAAAGCUUGUGUGAAUAUUUCAAUAAUAAAGUAAAGAGAUAGUCAAUAGUCAUAUUUUUACCAUGUUCUGAAUGAUCUAAAUCAUUAUAGACUAUUAUAUCACUAUGUGUUGUAGAAAAAGCAUGUUCAGGAUCACCGAGCCAGUGUCAAGUUGUUCUGCAUCUACCCCGGCUUUCCCUUUUUUCCUUCCUUUUCAACACGUGUGUGUGUUUGUGUGUGUGUGGUGUGUUUGCACACGCACACACAUCUAUUUGUGCCAGUGCCUAUGUGCAUGUAUGUGGAUACAGUAGCAUGUUAGAUUUCUUACCGUGAAACCCUUGACUGACUUUACAACAUUGCAGUGUUGUCUUUGAAGAAAAGGUUCCAGGAGUGAUAGAGUGGGUCUGAAACAGGUUGUGACCAAGGGGAAGUAGAUGUAAUCCCUCUCUAUCCUCCCUCUAUCCCUCCAUUGUCAGGAGUGUAACGUCAUUAUGCAGAUGAAGGAAGAAACAAUAAGGGGAGUGAGUGGCGUGGGGAACCAGAGCUAGGCAAGAGGGAGGGAGGGAGGGAUGGAGGGAGGAGAGGGUUUCUUUCAUGCUCGGUCUUGCGUGGCUUCUCUCUCAUCUCUCUCUCUCUAGCUCUCUCUCAUCUCGUCUCUCUCUCUUCUCUCUUCUCUCUGCUCGUCUCUUCUCUCUCUCAUCUCUCUACUCUCGCUCUCUCGCCUAUCUCCUCUCUCUCUACUCUCUCUCUCUCUCUCUGAUCUCGCUCCCUCUCUGCUUAUCCCCUCUGCGAGAUCUCGGUCUCUGCACUAAUAUCUAACAUUUCUUAGGAUUUAAAUCCAUAUCAUCAAAAUAGGUGGUCUGUUUUCACAUCGUUCAUGAUUAAGCUAUUUUACGCAUAUGCAUGCAUGGGUGCUACUGUGCACAUGUGGGUGUUUGUGUGUGUGUGCACCUCUGUGGCCACCACCUUGAAUUCCCUCCUUACACCCCUCAGGCAAAAUUCCCUACCAGCAUGUCAUGCUGAAAGGGCCCUAAAAUGUCAUUACCAGACGAACAGGAUCCCAGCCGUUAGGCACCCGAGGCUGUGCCUGAGUAUGUCUAGAUUUACGGCUCCGUUGGGUCAGGCACAUCUCACUGGCCAUCUGCAGUGUCCACCUUUCACCGCUAGAUUAUUAGUCUUUAAAAAAACAAACAUAUUCUUAUUGUUGUCACAUUUAGUUGAGAGGUGAACCUGCACGUAAGCAUUUAAUUGUACUGAGUACACCAUGUGUAUCUUGGGCAUAUGACAAAUAAACUUCAUUUGAUUUGAUUUGAUAGCCAUGAAAAUAUUUCAACACUCUGGCCAAGUGAGGGGUUAAUGCCUUUGAUAGUGAUCCUGUGAUCAUGGACAUAGAUACAGGGUCAUGUUAAGAUUGAUGUGUAGUGUAGACUUACUGAUAGGCCAGUGUGAUAAGAAUUUCUUAUAGAAUGGGUUAUAUUACUGUGAAUGCAGAGUUAGCUGCCUAGAGGGCCUAAAGGCGUGUUACUAGAAGUGAAGGAAGAUUCGGAUGUUCAGUCUGUACUAAAGAGAACGUUCCCUAAACUCAUACAGCGUUCCUGUAAAGUUAUAGCACUGCCUGACUUGGAUGGUAUGGAAUUUGCAUGACCUCCCUUAUCCCCCUGUCCCCUUGUCCCUCCCAUUGACCAUGUAGCUCUGGAGUUUGAUUAGCCCUAUCAGCGUGAGGCUAAUCAUUCACAAAGUUAACUACUUCAAUGUGGUUAACAGGACAAAUCAGUGUGUAUGUAAUGCCAGGGCGAGGACUUGGGCCCCAGACACCAGGCACUAGGUCCCAAAAACUAAACAACAAGGACCGUGCAUUACAGGAUGGUGACAGGGAGCAUUCUUGUGACAGUCAAUGUUUUGAAGGGAACUUUGUAUCAGCUUAGUUGUAUAAGGUCUACGAGUGGGUAAACAAUGCUAGGGGUCAAAGUGGAAGUACAGAUGUAGGAUCUUAAUUUGAUCACCCUGUAGCUGCACAGCAGGAAAUGCAAACGUGUAGUGUAUUCAAGGUUUAAAAAGGCUUCUAAAAUUUGUAAUUUACACUUUAAAAUGUCAGACUUAAUUUAACAAAACAUUUAUCAAACCCUGCAAAAAUGUCCAUUAAUUAUAAUCCACACAAUAAUUCAAAUGUCCUAUUGCUGCAGGAUUAUUUUCCUGCUGUGAGAAACUGGUCAAAAUUAAGAUCUUAUAUCUGUACCAGUUUUGAGUAGUUGGUGGUGUUUGUGUGUGUGUACAUGUGUGCGCCCAUAUACAGUAUGUGUGUGUGUGUGUGUGUGUGUGUAGAUGACCAUAAACCCUAACACUCCAGUGUGUUUUACAAAAAUACCCAGAGGCUACCGUAUCACAUAACCCCUGUUCAACGCCAACGGUCACUACAUAUGUCAUGGUUUUGUGCAAUCUGUUAAGCUCCUCUUAACUUUUGAGUGGCCUCUCUCAUUGCUCUAAGUGCAGCCAUUAAUUUUCAUGGUCAGACAUGUUGUGUGGAAUGUACUGGCUAUUUAAAAGCUUUUGUGUGUCUUUAAACCUUGAGUUUCAUUUCAAUAGGAUUUUUUAAAUAUUGGGUUUGAUUUGAUAUCUUGAGAUGAGGUCCUGUAGGCCUACCGUAUGUUACUUGCAGCAAACACUUCUCCUUGCAUACAGUAUAUCAACUGUGUCAAAGUCUGAUUUGACGCUCUCCUUUACAUACACCUGUGUGACAUGAUCGUCUUGCUUAGUGUACUAAUCAGUUUCAGACAAUUAGCCUACAAUAAACAUUUAGCCUACUAUACAGUAUGUCUCCUAUAUUACAUGUGUCAGUUCAUUUGAUCCUUGGGUGAAGAUUUAUUCUGUUAAUCUCAUGUAUUCAUUUUACCUCUCUCUAGAACAGUGCUGCUGAGGGGAAUGUCACUGCAGGACGUUUCUACACAGCAGUUCUUCUGACCCAGCAUGUAGCAGAGGAGAACAAAUCCCUUCACGCCUGGGAACAAUCACACAAGGUAAGGUCAGCUACACCAAGAUGAUGUGAUAAUACAUGAGAUUAUCAUGUUUUAAAGCAGUGUCUGGAAAGUGAGGUAAAGUCUGAAUGGGAAAGAUGUAUAAAAAGAGGAAGGAGGGUCUUGUUCAUUAGGGCACACCGUAGUAUAACAUGUCAAAACGUGAAACCAUGACGAGCAUUUCUUAUUGGACAAGUUCAGAUGGUACCUCCCUAUUUCACUCAAUUUCUGACCAUUUUCUUCAAUUUUAUGCCGAAUGAACAAGACCUAUGUUUUCUCCCAUACGGCCUCCUGGACUUUGCAAGCUUGUCACAGGACCAGACCUUAAUUCUGACCGGGGGUUAGAUUCUUGCAAUAUGACCAUUAUGGCCACCCAGGCUCAGGAAUCUGUAGAAUAAUCUGAGACCAGUUUUCUGGCCAGCUUCCAGUUGCCUCUGAGAAAAUCAAAAUCUCAGUCACUUCACUUCUCCAAACAUGAUUCUGUCACUACCUGAAAACACAGAUCAGACACUAUUUCAUCAUUCAUCAAACAGAAAAACAUCAACUGGAACCACAUCUGAAACCACUCCUGACCAACCCACUUCCUCUAUCUCUCUCCUGCUCCAGCCACAUCCAUUAGGCCACCUUUGCCACGGUGUGGCUUUGUUGUGAUGGAGCAUGUGAGGAAAGGUCUCCUGUGUUCCCCUCUCCACCUCUCCCAUGUGUCAGCUGUGUAAGGUCACGACUUUGACUUCACUGUGUGAGGUUAAGGACAAAUCUGUUCUCUGCUGCUCUGGGCUCUUGGGUUGAUCUGGAAGCCGUCUGGAGCACCUCUUAAGGCAUCAGCAUGCUUUGGUUCAGCUCGGCUAGGCGAACCGAACGAGUGUGCUCGCAUACUCCCUUAAAAGACCUUUGCUUGAAAAAUUAGAAAAAAGCGGCAUAGUACUGUUUGUCCAUUUUGAGACACCGUAGCCAGACUGCCUCAAAAUAGUCCGAAGAUAACUCAAGAAAACUGUAAAUAAUUUUUAUGUUUUUGCCGAGGAGAUCUUAGUUGCCCAGUUCUACAUCUAACUAAGAUGUUUGGUGCAGUAUUUCCCAAGUGGAAAAAUGUGCAUGAAACCGACUUCGGCUACCGACUUCAACUUUAAGUGUGCACGAACAGCCGAAAAAAGACCAAAACUAACAAAACGUCACAAAAUGUUGUCAUGGAUGGGAAGCAUGUGGACGCCUUUAGCCCCCUUUACCAGGCUCCGCCACCUCUUUAAACACCCCUUGGGUAGUUCUCUCUCUAUAUCUUUCUACCUUUCUCCAUCCAUCCACCCGUCAGUGGAGGGAGAAAUACUGUAGCUUCUUUAUGUUAAGCUGCUUAUCUCUGUCAAAGCACAAUCAGGCACCACACUUAAUCUUGUCCUGGUUUUGUCUGCCUUUGUCUGCCUGUGGGAAUGGAGGAAAACAAAAAAAAAAAAGAGAGAGGAGAGAGGCAGGAGGAAGAGGAGAUAUAGAGAGAGAGAGAGUAGAGAGAGAGAAGAAGAGGGAGAGGAGAGAGAGAGAGAGAGAGAGAAGAGGGAGAGAGCCGAGAGAGAGAGAGAGAUAUUCGAGAGAGCUCUCUCUCUCUCUCUCUCUCUAUCUCUGCUAUCUAUCUCUCUAUCUCUCUCUCUCUCUCUCUCUCUCUCUCUCUCUCUCUCCCUCUCUCUCUCUCUCUCCCUCUCGCUCAAGUCAAAGGGCUUUAUUGGCAUGGGAAACAUAUAUGUACAUUGCAUGGGCGGCAGGUAGCUUAGUGGUUAAGAGCGUUGUGCCAGUAACCGAAAGGUCGCUGGUUCUAAUCCCCGAGCUGACUAGGUGAAAAAUCUGUCGAUGUGCCCUUGAGCAAGGCACUUAACCCUAAUUGCUCCUGUAAGUCGCUCUGGAUAAGAGCGUCUGCUAAAUGACAAAAUAAAAAUUGCCAAAGCUGUCUGGCUCUCUCUCUCUCUCAAUUUCAAUUUAAGGGGCUUUAUUGGCAUUGAAAAAAAAGUUUACGUUUCCAAAGCAAGUGAAAUAGAUAAUAAAAAAAAGUGAAAUACACAAUAAAAAAUGAAUAGUAAACACUACACUUACAAAUGUUCCACAAUAAUAAAAACAGUUCAAGUGUCUCGCUCUCUCUUUAUUCUCACUCUCUCUACCCCUCUUCCCUCUGGGUAGGUUCUUGGGGAAUCACCCAGGCUGGAACCUGUUCAGGCAUGGGACAGGGUAGGGAAAGAACAGGAACUUCAUUUUGAAUAAUAGUUCAUUUAAAAGGGUGAAAAAAAGCUUUUGAGUAGAAUCAACAUAGAAACUGAAUAGUGCUUUUGUAUUUGAUUGAGCUCAGUAAAAUAGAUACUCUUGAUUUAAUGAUUAACCCAGUUAAGUCUUGGUUGGUUAUAUUUCAUGAUGGUUACCUUAGGCAAGGGGUAUUUUGUCCAGUGGCAAUUCACCUGUCAAUCAAAUUAGCUGGAUUGGAUGCAACUAGUUUUAUAGAUGUAAAACAUAGAUACAAAUUGGUUAGUUAUAUUUAAAUGUGAUUUGUCUGCAAAUGAUGUAGGUACUAUAGAUAUAAUGUGUAGUCUAUAUUCCUGUCAAUGUCUUUUAUAUUGCAGAUACAGGAUUUUGUUUUGGAAUCGUUUUUUUGAUGGCCAGGCCAUUUAUAAAUCGCUUGGCAUAGUCAAAAUGUAAUAUUGCUAGGCAUAGUGUUAGUCAAAAUACAUGAUAGCACAAAUAAUCUUGCCCCUAAAUAAAACACCUGCACAGACAAUGUGAUGGUUACAGAGUCCUAGCUGUUCCCAAACAGAUGAAGCCUUCAACCUGUGGCUUGACUUGGCUGUUAAUGGCUGCGUUUAUACAACACUACAGCAACACCCGCAAAUGUAGCCCAAGGACAAAAGUAGGGAGGGUUUUUCAGGCCAAGACCAUAUGUUAGCUGGCAAAAAAUGUUCCUUUCUUUUCAGUCCUUUAUAAUUGUAAACCCUGCAAAUGGCUGGGUGAUAUGAAAAGGGCAAUGACCAGAAAAAGGAGAGGAGAGUUAAGGAGAGUUAUUUAAGGAGAGCUAUUUAGUUGGACAGUCUAUAUCAGUCAUUCAAUAUGGGGGUACUUGGCUAUUACCCUUGCCCUGCACUGGUCACUUCUGUUCUAUUUGAACAAGGGCUUUUCACUAAGCUUUCCCCCAUCUCUCCUUACACUCUAUCAGUGCCACCAGGCCACAUUUGUCCGCCUGUCUGUCCAGCUGCCACCUGCUGCCCAACCCCAACCCCAGGCCCACACAGCCGACCUCGGCAGAUGUCUGAAGAGUGGACCAAAGGAGGGGGCAACGGGGCCAGGGUGACAUACAGAAAGCGAGGGAAAGACAUAGAGACAAAAUUAGAAAGAAAUAGGGGAAAGAGAUAAAGACAGAGGGGAAAAAAGGGAAAGAGAGUGAGAGAUUGUGUGUGUGUGUGUGUGUGUGUGUGUGCUUAGAUGCAUCUUCCUAGCAUCUUUAUGACCCCUGGACAUGUAUCGUUUGUAGAUUGGAUUUCUACUCUGAUCUCUAUUACUAAUGGACGUGGAUGGAGCUGAGCCUUGAGUGGAUAGCCGUGCUUUGUUCAUGCUAUACCCUUCUUCUCAUUACAGAUCAUGGGGAAUUCGUACGCAGGGCAGCUGAAAUCUGCUCGCUUCGAGGAGGCCCUCCACAACUCCAUCAAGGCCUCCCUACGCUCCAGCAGUGGAGACCCACAGCCCAUCUUCACCCAGCUAUACCUGGAGCCUGACCAGUAUCCUGGCAACAUGGAUGGUACUUGUCUCUGUCUGCAUGGCUCCAUUCUCUGUCCUUAUCAAGGUCGUUAUGUAUAGAAACAGAACAAAACACUAGCUAUAGCUAGCUGCCUCUUUCAUUAGUGGAUUAUAGAUAACAGAAACACAUGGGAAAAAACAUCUUUCUCUGAUCAUGUUUAAUUAUUCUAAUGAUAACCAGUUGAAUGGGACUUGAGAAUCAGUCAUUACAUUAUACCCACACAGCAAAUCCAUAUAAUCUCACUAAUUUAGUUCUCUUGAAGAGAGGUAGACUUGAACGUGGCCAUGUAAUGUGUUAUGGGUUUGUCCUUCUCUUGAAAAGGGCUUGCAAAGUCUUCAGUCUCCAUCUCCUUGCCUUCCUCUGGCAUCUUUACUCCAAGAUAAUUUAAUGAGUUGUGUGAUGUGGUGUAUUAUGGUGACAUUAUGUCUUACGGGGUCAUUGUGUGUUAUGGGGUCAGAUAUAAAGCCCAAGGUGGACCUGUACCUGCCGUGCGGGGAGCCUACGGGUCAGGAUCUGCUAAACGGCCAGGCCUCUAACGGUCUGGAGGAGCUGGAGGAGGAGGACGACUCUGACACCAGCAGCCCUCCCCUGCCCUACCUACACCAGGGCCCCAUGCCCGACGGCUGCUGCACUAUGGAUGGUAGGCCUAAAAAAAACAUCUCAAACUCCUUUCGCCUUGGGACUUUCCCAGAAGUUGAGAACCCCUGGGAUUCAAAUCCUUGCUAAAAAGCACAUCUUGUACAUUCUGUACCUAGGAACACCACAUGUUUGCAGCAAUUUUCACCUUAGUAUGUUCCAGUGUAACGCAGACAUGUUAUAGAUAUUAUUCAGCAUGUUAACGACAAUAAUACUAAUUCCAGUGAAAGCGACCAUGGUAUGUGUACUGUGUGUUAUUGUUGUGGAUGUUUACUCCUGAGCUGUCUGUUGUUCUCUCUCUUCUCCUCAGGGUUCUGUCAGGCUGGAAAGGACCUCCGUCUGGUCUCCAUGGCGAUGGAACCGAUCGAAGUCCCAGCUGGCUUCGAGCUUGUCGGUGCCAAGUCCUCCAGCGUCCCAGAGCACAUCCUGGUGUGUGCCGUGGACAGGCGGUUUCUGCCUGAUGAGAACGGGAAAAAUGCACUUUUAGGUUAGUCUGUCAUCCCUCUGUGACCUGAUACGAUACAAAGAUCGUGCACAGGUCUGAGUUUCAGGAAAUUGAAUGUUCUUUAGGCCUCUGACGGAGACUGAGUGAAAUGAUGUUCUAUUUGACCUACUUUUAGGUCCAUCUCUCUGACGUGAUAUACUGAGAUAGACAUAUGACUAUUUUACCCUCUCAGCUUGGAUGGGUCAUCGGAAAUGCUGGAUUUUUACCACCCUCCAUACUGUAGCUUGCUACUACUUUUGGUUACUGUUGCAUUCAGCCUUUGAUUAACCUGUGCUGUGGCCUCCUAAUGCAAUAUUGAAUUGAAUGGCUUAUAUUUGCUGUUCAGAAAUGUUUGGCGAUAGAAAUAUUGAUAUAACACUAUAAUGUAUCCAUAUAAUAUGUUCUCUAUGUGUUGUGUGUGCAGGGUUUUCAGGGAACUGUGUUGGCUGUGGGGAGAAGGGGUUCCGGUACUUUACUGAGUUCUCCAACCACAUCAACCUGAAGCUGGCCACACAGCCCAAGAAGCAGAAGCACUUAAAGUACUACCUGGUGAAGAACUCUCAGGGUGCUCUGUGCAAAGGACCCCUCAUCUGCUGGAAAGGUGAGAUGUCUCUCUGACCCUAUCUGCAUUAAUUUCACACACUUUCUGUAACACUUUACAUUGAAUUGCUCUUAUACCUGUGUAGUAACACUGUAAUUACACUAGUAACAUUGUAUGUUUCUACAACGUUACAUGAUGUUGCAUAGUAAUUUAGUAAAUGCAUUAUAAAUGCAUAGUAGCCUAAUGGAGUUGAGCGGUUUUUGUAAUAUCGUUUGUAAUUACUAAAAUAUGGUAUUGGUCUGGGGCUAUAUUAUUUUUAUGACCCAUCAAUAUAUAUACAACAUUGAUAAUUGAUUGAUUCACUGAUAAUAUGUUUCCAACUCUAUUUAAAAAAGUUAAUUGCUCCCCUCCUUUUCCCCAGACUGCAAGACGCGUCAGUUCUCCAGCAGCAGUGUGUCCACCUCCAAGCCCAGCUCCUCAUCCUCCCUGAACAGCAAGGAGAAUGGAGGCACCAACGGACACAGCUCUUCCCCUUUUUCCCUCUCAGGUAGGACACACGCACACCCUCCUCUUCCUCCUUCUCCCUCUCAGGUAGGACACACUCAUGGCAGUCGACUCUGGCUCAGUUUAUAGUGUAGUUAGUGCUCAUUCAGUGUAAGAUCUAAGAGGGAUGAGGCAAAAGGAAUGGCAAAUAAGUCUGGCUGCACAGCCGAUUGGCAAACAAACUGUAAAUUGAGAAAUCAUGUGACUAAACUAAACAAAAAGAAGAAGAAACUGUACUAUGAAUCAAAGAUAAAUUAUAUAAAGGAUGAUAGUAAAAAGCUUUGGAGCACCUUAAAUGAAAUUUUGGGCAAAAAGGCAAACUCAGCUCCAUCAUUCAUUGAAUCAGAUGGUUUAUUCAUCACAAAACCCUCUGAUAUUGCCAACUACUUACAUUUUUUAUUGGCAAGAUUAGCAAACUUGGGCAUGACAAACUCUGAACCUUCAUAUCCAUGCAUACCUGAAAAAAUUAUGAAAGACUAGUAUUGUAAUUUUGAAAAAUGUAUUGUUGUCUAUCAAUAAUGACUGUCACGUUGUAUAAUGAUUAGAAGACAGGCGCAGGAAUAAGUAUUAGUUUUUUUUAUUUCUCCACCCAACACAAUGUAAGUCAUGAAAAACGACGGGGAUGAAUCCCAAAACAAACACGUACAUAUAUAGAACACAGGGAUGUAACACAAUCACAAGAGUGAGGUGUAAACCUCUAAACAAUCCCGUAAUAACAAGAGCGCAUUUCACGGUACUCACGAGACCAACGGACAUGGGACAAUAAUCGACAAGGACAAUGGGGAACAGAGGGCACAUAUAUACACUUACUAAUCAGGGGAAAUUGCAACCAGGUGUGCAUAAUGAGACAAGACAGUCCGGGGUUGGUGGUAAUGAUCCAGGUCAGUGACGCCUAGAAGACGUAGACCUCCGGAGCUGGUGAACGGAAUGAGCAACAGUUCUGAGGGGAUCCGUGACAAUGACAAACCACCUGGUACUGACAACUUGGAUGGAAAAUUACUGAGGAUGGUAGCAGACUAUAUUGCCACUCCUAUAUGCCAUCUCUUCAAUCUAAGCCUACAGGAAAGUGUGUGCGCUCAGGCCUGGAGGGAAACAAAAGUCAUACAGUUACCCAUAAAUAGCAAAGCACCCUUUACUGGUUCAAACAGCCAACCAAUCAGCCUGCUACCGACCGUUAGUAAACUUUUGGAAAAAAUUGUGUUUGACCAGAUACAAUGCUAUUUCACAGUAAACAAAUUAACAACUGACUUUCACCAUCCUUAUAGGGAGGCACACUCAACAUGUACGGCACUAACACAAAUUACUGAUUGGCUGAAAGAAAUUGAUAAUAAUAUGAUUGUGGGAGCUGUUUUGUCAUGCAGCUUUUGACAUGAAAAAACAUAUAUGUGUUAUGGCUUUACAUCCUCUGCCAUAUCGCGAAUCGAGAGUUACCUAUCUAACAGAACACAGAGGGCGUUCUUUAAUGGUUUGGCAUACCUCACGGUAGCUGUCUUGGCCCCUUACUUUUUUCUUUUUUAUCAAUGACCUACCACUAGCAUUGAGUAAAGCCUGCGUGUUUAGGUGCGCUAAUGACUCAACAUUAUAUAGCACAGCAAGUGAAAACACUACUACACUUAACAAAGCGCUGCAGUCAGUUUUAGAAUGGGUGGCAAGUAAUAAACUAGUCCUAAAUAUACAAAUAAAUUAAAGCAUUGUAUUUGGGACAAAUCGUUCACUAAACCCUUAACCCUAAACCUGAUCUAAAUAUUGUAAUGAAUCAUGUGGCAAUUAAACAAGUUGAGGAGACUAAACUGCUUGGUGCAACCCUAGACUGUAAACUGACAUGGUCAAAACAUAUUGAUGCAACGGUAGCUAAGAUGGGGAGAGGUCUGUCCGUGAUAAAGCACUGCUCUGCUUUCUUGACGUCACAAUCAACUAAACAAGUCCUACAGGCCUUAGUUUUAUCACACCUGAACUACUGCACAGUUAUAUGGUCAACUGCCAGAAAAAAGAACAUAAGCAAAUUAAAGUUCUCCCAGAACGGAGCAACACAGUUGUCCCUUAAAUGUACACAGAGGGCUAAUAUCAAUAACAUCUCUCCUGGCUCAAAGGAGAGGAGAGAUUGACUGAAUCACUACUUGUCUUUGUGAAAGGUAUUGACGUGUUGAAAGCACUGAACUGUCUGUUCAAACAUCUAACACACAGCUCAGACACCUAUACACACCCCACAAGACAUGCCACCAGGGGACUCUUCACAGUCCCCAAGUCCAUAACAGACUCUGGGAAACACACAGUACUACAUAGAGCCAUGACUACAUGGAACUGUCUUCCACAUCAAGUAACUCAAGCGAAAAUCAGAUUAAACACACACACACACGCAUACACACAUACACUCACACAGUCUUGCACAGCUAACCUUGUGGGGACAGACAAUUCAGUCCCAUUCAAAAUCCUAUUUUCCCUAACCCCUAACCCUAAUCCUAACCCGUACCCGUACCUGUACCCGUACCCUUACCCUAACCCUAACCCUAACCCUAACCCUAACCCUAACCCUAACCCUAACCUUAAUCCUAACUCUAACCUUAUCUCAAAAACCUAACCUUAACCCUAACCCUAAACCUAAUCCUAGCUCCUAACCCUAAAACUAACCAUAUCUCUUAACCCUAACCCUAAACCUAAUUCUAACCCUAACACUAUUUCUAACCUUAACCCUAAACCCAAUAGAAAUAGCAUUUGACCUUGUGGGGACCAACAAAAUGUCGCCAGUUGGUCAAAUUUAUCUUGGUUUACUAUUCUUGUGGGGACUUCUGUUCCCCACAAGUAUAGUUAAACACGCCUAACACACGCACUCUACACACACACACACACACACACACACACACACACACACACACACACACACACACACAAACUGUAAUGAUGUGGUAUUGUGGUAUUAUGGAUUUUAUAUAAUACAUGUUUAAUAAUAGAGUAAUCAUGUCUUGUAUGAUACAGUGGGGGAAAAAAGUAUUUAGUCAGCCACCAAUUGUGCAAGUUCUCCCACUUAAAAAGAUGAGAGAGGCCUGUAAUUUUCAUCAUAGGUACACGUCAACUAUGACAGACAAAAUGAGGAAAAAAAAUCCUGAAAAUCACAUUGUAGGAUUUUUAAUGAAUUUAUUUGCAAACUAUGGUGGAAAAUAAGUAUGUGGUCAAUAACAAAAGUUUAUCAAUACUUUGUUAUAUACCCUUUGUUGGCAAUGACACAGGUCAAACGUUUUCUGUAAGUCUUCACAAGGUUUUCACACACUGUUGCUGGUAUUUUGGCCCAUUCCUCCAUGCAGAUCUCCUCUAGAGCAGUGAUGUUUUGGGGCUGUCGCUGGGCAACACGGACUUUCAACUCCCUCCAAAGAUUUUCUAUGGGGUUGAGAUCUGGAGACUGGCUAGGCCACUCCAGGACCAUGAAAUGCUUCUUACGAAGCCACUCCUUUGUUGCCCGGGCGGUGUGUUUGGGAUCAUUGUCAUGCUGAAAGACCCAGCCACGUUUCAUCUCCAAUGCCCUUGCUGAUGGAAGGAGGUUUUCACUCAAAAUCUCACGAUACAUGGCCCCAUUCAUUCUUUCCUUUACACGGAUCAGUCGUCCUGGUCCCUUUGCAGAAAAACAGCCCCAAAGCAUGAUGUUUCCACCCCCAUGCUUCACAGUAGGUAUGGUGUUCUUUGGAUGCAACUCAGCAUUCUUUGUCCUCCAAACACGACGAGUUGAGUUUUUACCAAAAAGUUUAUUUUGGUUUCAUCUGACCAUAUGACAUUCUCCCAAUCCUCUUCUGGAUCAUCCAAAUGCACUCUAGCAAACUUCAGACAGGCAUGGACAUGUACUGGCUUAAGCAGGGGGACACGUCUGCACUGCAGGAUUUGAGUCCCUGGCGGCGUAGUGUGUUACUGAUGGUAGGCUUUGUUACUUUGGUCCCAGUUCUCUGCAGGUCAUUCACUAGGUCCCCCUGUGCGGUUGUGGGAUUUUUUUGUGGGAUUUUUGCUCACCGUUCUUGUGAUCAUUUUGACCCCACGGGGUGAGAUCUUGCGUGGAGCCCCAGAUCGAGGGAGAUUAUCAGUGGUCUUGUAUGUCUUCCAUUUCCUAAUAAUUGCUCCCACAGUUGAUUUCUUCAAACCAAGCUGCUUACCUAUUGCAGAUUCAGUCUUCCCAGCCUGGUGCAGGUCUACAAUUUUCUGGUGUCCUUUGACAGCUCUUUGGUCUUGGCCAUAGUGGAGUUUGGAGUGUGACUGUUUGAGGUUGUGGACAGGAGUCUUUUAUACUGAUAACAAGUUCAAACAGGUGCCAUUAAUACAGGUAACAUUUACAUUUACAUUUACGUCAUUUAGCAGACGCUCUUAUCCAGAGCGAUUUACAAAUAGGUGCAUUCACCUUAUAGCCAGUGGGAUAACCACUUUACAAUGUUUUUUUUUUUUUUUUUUUUUAAAUCUUUUAAAUCUUUUUAUAUAUUUUUUUUCUUUCUUUUUUUUUUUGGUGGGGGGGUAAAGGGGGGGGGGGGGGUAGAAGGAUUACUUUAUCCUAUCCCAGGUAUUCCUUAAAGAGGUGGGGUUUCAAAUGUCUCCGGAAGGUGGUGAGUGACACCGCUGUCCUGGCGUCGUGAGGGAGCUUGUUCCACUAUUGGGGUGCCAGAGCAGCGAACAGUUUUGACUGGGCUGAGCGGGAACUAUGCUUCCGCAGAGGUAGGGGAGCCAGCAGGCCAGAGGUGGAUGAACGCAGUGCCCUCGUUUGGGUGUAGGGACUGAUCAGAGCCUGAAGGUACGGAGGUGCCGUUCCCCUCACUGCUCCGUAGGCAAGCACCAUGGACUUGUAGCGGAUGCGAGCUUCAACUGGAAGCCAGUGGAGUGUGCGGAGGAGCGGGGUUAUGUGAGAAAACUUGGGAAGGUUGAACACCAGACGGGCUGCGGCAUUCUGGAUGAGUUGUAGGGGUUUAAUGGCACAGGCAGGGAGCCCAGCCAACAGCGAGUUGCAGUAAUCCAGACGGGAGAUGACAAGUGCCUGGAUUAGGACCUGUGCCGCUUCCUGUGUAACGCAGGGUCGUACUCUCCGAAUGUUGUAGAGCAUGAACCUACAGGAUCGGGUCACCGCCUUGAUGUUAGCGGAGAACAACAAGGUGUUGUCCAGGGUCACGCCAAGGCUCUUCACACUCUGGGAGGAGGACACAACGGAGUUGUCAACCGUGAUGGCGAGAUCAUGGAACGGGCAGUCCUUCCCAGGGAGGAAGAGCAGCUCCGUCUUGCCGAGGUUCAGCUUGAGGUGGUGAUCCGUCAUCCAUACUGAUAUGUCUGCCAGACAUGCAGAGAUGCGAUUCGCCACCUGGUCAUCAGAAGGGGGAAAGGAGAAGAUUAGUUGUGUGUCGUCAGCGUAGCAAUGAUAGGAGAGGCCAUGUGAGGAUAUGACAGAGCCAAGUGACUUGGUGUAUAGCGAGAAUAGGAGAGGGCCUAGAACUGAGCCCUGGGGGACACCAGUGGUGAGAGCACGUGGUGUGGAGACAGCUUCUCGCCACGCCACAUGGUAGGAGCGACCGGUCAGGUAGGACGCAAUCCAAGAGUGAGCCGCGCCGGAGAUGCCCAGCUCGGAGAGGGUGGAGAGGAGGAUCUGAUGGUUCACAGUAUCAAAGGCAGCAGACAGGUCUAGAAGGACAAGAGCAGAGGAGAGAGAGUUAGCUUUAGCAGUGCGGAGAGCCUCUGUGACACAGAGAAGAGCAGUCUCAGUUGAAUGACCAGUCUUGAAACCUGACUGGUUUGGAUCAAGAAGGUCAUUCUGAGAGAGAUAGCAAGAGAGUUGGCUAAAGACGGCACGCUCAAUAGUUUUGGAAAGAAAAGAAAGAAGGGAUACUGGUCUGUAGUUGUUGACAUCAGAGGGAUCGAGUGUUGGUUUUUUGAGAAGGGGUGCAACUCUCGCUCUCUUGAAGACGGAAGGGACAUAGCCAGCGGUCAAGGAUGAGUUGAUCAACAAGGUGAGGUAAGGGAGAAGGUCACCAGAGAUGGCCUGGAGAAGAGAGGAGGGGAUAGGGUCAAGCGGGCAGGUUGUUGGGCGGCCUGCCGUCACAAGUCGCAAGAUUUUAUCUGGAGAGAGAGGGGAGAAAGAAGUCAAAGCAUAGGGUAGGGCAGUGUGAGCAGGACCAGCAGUGUCAUUUGACUUAACAAACGAGGAUCGGAUGUCGUCAACCUUCUUUUCAAAAUGGUUGACGAAGUCAUCCACAGAGAGGGAGGGGGGGGGGAUUCAGCAGGGAGGAGAAUGUGGCAAAGAGCUUCCUAGGGUUAGAGGCGGAUGCUUGGAAUUUAGAGUGGUAGAAAGUGGCCUUAGCAGCAGAAACAGAUGAAGAAAAUGUAGAGAGGAGGGAGUGAAAAGAUGCCAGGUCAGCAGGGAGUCUAGUUUUCUUCCAUUUCCGCUCAGCUGCCCGGAGCUCUGUUCUGUGAGCUCGCAAUGAGUCAUCAAGCCAUGGAGCUGGAGGGGAGGACCGAGCCGGCCGGGAGGAUAGGGGACAUAGAGAGUCAAAGGAUGCAGAAAGGGAGGAGAGGAGGGUUGAGGAGGCAGAAUCAGGAGAUUGGAGGGAGAAGGACUGAGCAGAGGGAAGAGAUGAUAGGUUGGAAGAGGAGAGAGCAGCGGGAGAGAGAGAGCGAAGGUUGCGACGGCGCAUUACCAUCUGUGUAGGGGCAGAGUGAGUAGUGUUGGAGGAGAGAGAGAGAGAAAAGGAUACAAAGUAGUGGUCGGAGACUUGGAGGGGAGUUGCAGUGAGAUUAGUAGAAGAACAGCAUCUAGUAAAGAUGAGGUCAAGCGUAUUGCCUGCCUUGUGAGUAGGGGGGGACGGUGAGAGGGUGAGGUCAAAAGAGGAGAGGAGUGGAAAGAAGGAGGCAGAGAGAAAUGAGUCAAAUGUAGACGUAGGGAGGUUGAAAUCCCCCAGAACUGUGAGGGGUGAGCCAUCCUCAGGAAAGGAACUUAUCAAGGCGUCAAGCUCAUUGAUGAACUCUCCAAGGGAACCUGGAGGGCGAUAGAUGACAAGGAGAUUAAGCUUAAAUGGGCUAGUGACUGUGACAGCAUGGAAUUCAAAUGAGGAGAUAGACAGAUGGGUCAGGGGAAAAAUUGAGAAUGUCCACUUGGGAGAGAUUAGGAUUCCUGUGCCACCACCCCGCUGACCAGAUGCUCUCGGGGUAUGCGAGAACACAUGGUCAGACGAGGAGAGAGCAGCAGGAGUAGCAGUGUUUUCAGUGGUAAUCCAUGUUUCCGUCAGCGCCAAGAAGUCGAGGGACUGGAGGGUAGCAUAGGCUGGGAUGAAGUCUGCCUUGUUGGCAGCAGAACGGCAGUUCCAGAGGCUGCCUGAGACCUGGAACUCCACGUGGGUCGUGCGUGCAGGGACCACCAAGUUAGAGAGGCAGCAGCCACGCGGUGUGAGGCGUUUGUGUAGCCUGUGCGGAGAGGAGAGAACAGGGAUAGGCAGAGGCAUAGUUGACAGGCUGCAGCAGAUGGCUACAAUAAUGCAGAGGAGAUCGGAAUAAAAUGAACUAAACAUCUGGGAAAGGAGAGAGCGGGGCCUCCCUCACCACAACUCCCAAAUAUAACUCUCCCAACUUCCACCUCAGAAACUAUAAUUGUUGUAAACUACAGCGGUUCAAUGUUUUCUAGGAAUAGACUAACCUAGUUUAUUCAGCUAGCUAACUAGGUGCAGUAUUAUUCCGUGAAAAACGUCCGGGCACCUCGUCAUAAGACGCCACAGCCAGCUAGCAUGCCGGUCUCCAACAGCAGGGUUUAGCGCCAAUACUCAGCCACAACAACCACCAGUGUAUCAACACGGAAGCAGAUCGUUCGUGUCCAACGUUGUGGGUAAGUCCCGACAGCUUGAGCGAGUCCGUCGUCAACUUAUUCAGCCAGUUAGUUAGCUAGAAUAGUUAGCAAACUAGCUAGCCAUUGCUUUCAGACAAAGAAGAACCCCCUCCUCUCACGGCACGAACACACAGAGAGAGCCAAACUAACGUUAACUAGUCACCCAUGUCCCGAAUUCCUUGAGCGACUCGGGCUAUCAAUAUGUAAAAAACAAAACACAAGUGUAGGUUAUGACUUACCCCUAGCAGCUACUGUUAGCUAGCCAAGUGCAAAGCUAGCCACUGUGGUAACUUUGCGAGUGGUAACGAGUGGAGGACAGAGGAGCCUCUUAAAGAAGAAGUUACAGGUCUGUGAGAGCCAGAAAUCUUGCUUGUUUGUAGGUGACCAAAUACUUAUUUUCCACCAUAAUUUGCAAAUACAUUCAUUAAAAAUCCUACAAUGUGAUUUUCUGGAUUUUUUUUUCUCAAUUUGUCUGUCAUAGUUGACGUGUACCUAUGAUGAAAAUUACAGGCCUCUCUCAUCUUUUUAAGUGGGAGAACUUGCACAAUUGGUGGCUGACUAAAUACUUUUUUCCCCCACUGUUUAUUGUUUUAUUUAUGAUGUAGGCCAGGGUUGCCCAACCAACCCUGUUGCUGGAGAGCUACCCUCCUGUAGGUUUUCGCUCCAACCCCAGGUGUUACUAACCUGAUUCAUCUUAUCAACCUGCUAAUUAUUAGAAUCAGGUGUGCUAGAUUAGGGUUGGAGCAAAAACCUACAGGACGGUAGCUCUCCAGGAACAGGGUUGGGCAGUCCUGAUGUAGGCUGUCAUUGUGUUUUGCUGUGAUGUAGAGUAGCUGCUACUUUGGCAGCAGCUAAUGGGGAUCCUAAUAAAUACUAAAUACUAAACUACUAAACCUGAUGUGUUAGCUGUGCUGAUACACGCUAUUGGCAUAACUUCAGUGUCCUAUCUCCUGACAUCAACCUUGAGCUACAUCCUGCUCCCAGUGAGGUCAUCACGUUCUGUCAGGGAAGGGUAGAGCUUUGACACAACACCCCCUCUCCUCUCCCUCACCUCCUCUCCCAUCCCUCCCUCCUCUGACCAAGAUGACAUCUGGCUUGAGUGGAGAGUGUCUGUGUUUGUUUACGAAGCAUUGUUUGGUUAAAGGGGACUGUUAUGGUCAACUUGUUCUGAUGGAAAAAUUGGAUUGAGUCAUUAUUGUUGAUUUGUUCGUUUUGUUUGGAGAGAUUUUGGCUAAGGCAAUUUUACAGGAUCCAACACCCACCCUGUGUUCUUAUUACCCUCCAGACUCCCCACCUACUAGGACUCCCUCUGCCGCCUCUGUGUUCUUCUCAGCCCAGGACCUGGCCCGAGACUGCAGCUUCCUCAAGCCUCUGGCCUCUACCUCUGGGGGCAAGACUCUACCAAUAGGUACAGCUCUUCUUCUACAGUUCUUCUACCACCACUGUUUCUGGAUGACAAUGUAUUAAUCUACUGUAUGUGUAAUCAAAUCUCCAUCAUAUAGUCAUCGUUCCCUCACAACGUCAGCUUUAAAGUGUUUUACACCAUGGUACAUUAUACAUCAAUAAUAUUCAGUAACAUUAUGCAGACUGCCACAUGUGUAAUAAGCUUUAGCCCAGGUAUUUCUAAGGAAAUAGGCCCAGCAAUCACUUCUGCUAUGUGCCCUGGUCUGAGUAGGAGAAGGACCAGUUGCCUAGAAACAGGUUUGCUUACAUGGCCAAGCAUAGGCCAGAUGGAGCUGUGGAGUGUAGAUUAGCCUCUUCUACUGACUGGAGACACACACGUGUGUGCACACACACACACACGCAUCAAUACUGAGCAGAAAAUCCCUGUAAUGACUUUAAGACCUGGCUAUCCAUUCGCUAGUUUACAAGGUUGCAAGAUUGACAGGCCUAGCCUACACAUACCAAUCAAUGUGUUAGCGUAAAUGCACACACAGUGAAUCUGAGAUUGGAAAGUGCCCCAUCAGUUCAUUGGCAAUAGGAAAUCAAUAGCUCAGUGUUAGGCGGGCCUAAAUCAUUCUUAUAUAUUGUUCAGUCUCUAUAUUAGGAAGAUAUAUUUCAGGACAAUUGGUUUUAUUUUGUAAUUAUCAAAUAUAUAUAUAAUAAUACAUGCGUUUAUUGUAUUUGUUUACUAUGAAGAUAAACAUGCACCUCACGUAUGGCAUCUCUCAAAAGACUGCCAAAACAUUACCUUACGAAAGUAAAUGAUUGUGUCGAAUCAUCUGAAAAUGAAUUGUGGUGAAAUGAAUCAAUAAUGUAUGGUGUAUCUGUCUGUGUGUCUGUGCAGUACCCACGGCUUUAAGAGUGAACGGGCCGCCCAACGGACUGGGUGCAGACAGCCACCCCCCUUUAUUGAGCCCCUCCCAGGUGUCUCUGGGACCCCAGGGACAGGGGUACAGAACCUCCGACCUAGGAGACAACCCUGGUGAGCGCCACGUUCUCCUCCCUAACCUCUGUGACUUUAAACAUACACAGGAAAUGUAUGCUUGUUGUUUUCCUAUUAUGGGUGAUUUACAAUACAUCUUUACUAUUCUGAUCUCAAUUUAGCGUUUCUCUGUACCUGCUUUUCAUUACAGAUCUUGAUUUCUAAAAUAUGAAGUAGAACAUAGUAUAAUUAUUGCAAUAAGGAUAUGACCCAGAUGCAGACACAGGAGGCGGACAGUUUGAAUCUCAGAUAUUUCUUUUAAAACGGGGCUCAAGGGCAGGCAGAGAUCAGUAAUCCAAGGCAGAGUCAAUCAGGGACAGAACGCCAGGCAGGCUCAGGGUCAGGGCAGGCAGAAUGGUCAGAACCGGGAAGACUAAAAAACAAAUAUUGAGAAACAGGAAAAAUGGGAAACACGCUGGAAACAGAAGACAAAGGGCUAUGAGACAGAGGUUUAAUCCUAGACACAUGAAAAGUGGGAUGUACAGUGGCUUGCGAAAGUAUUCACCCCCCUUGGCAUUUUUCCUAUUUUGUUGCCUUACAACCUGGAAUUAAAAUUGAUUUUUGGGGGGGUUGUAUCAUUUGAUUUACACAACAUGCCUACCACUUUGAAGAUGCAAAAUAUUUUUUAUUGUGAAACAAACAAGAAAUAAGAAAAACUUGAGCAUGCAUAACUAUUCACCCCCCCCCCCUGUCUCUAUAAGCUUGGCACAUCUAGCCACUGGGAUUUUUGCCCAUUCUUCAAGGCAAAACUGCUCCAGCUCUUUCAAGUUGGAUGGGUUCCGCUGGUGUACACCAAUCUUUAAGUCAUACCACAGAUUCUCAAUUGGAUUGAGGUCUGGGCUUUGACUAGGCCAUUCCAAGACAUUUAAAUGUUUCCCCUUAAACCACUCAAGUGUUGCUUUAGCAGUAUGCUUAGGGUCAUUGUCCUGCUGGAAGGUAAACCUCCGUCUCAGUCUCAAAUCUCUGGAAGACUGAAACAGGUUUCCCUCAAGAAUUUCCCUGUAUUUAGCGCCAUCCAUCAUUCCUUCAAUUCUGACCAGUUUCCCAGUCCCUGCCUAUGAAAAACAUCCCCACAGCAUGAUGCUGCCACCACCAUGCUUCACUGUGGGGAUGGUGUUUUCGGUGUGAUGAGAGGUGUUGGGUUUGCGACAGCAUAGCAUUUUCCUUGAUGGCCAAAAACCUCAAUUUUAGUCUCAUCUGACCAGAGUACCUUCUUCCAUAUGUUUGGGGAGUCUCCCACAUGCCUUUUGGCAAACAUCAAACGUGUUUGCUUAUUUUUUUCUUUAAGCAAUGGCUUUUUUCUGGCCACUCUUCCGUAAAGCCCAGCUCUGUGGUGUGUACGGCUUAAUGUGGUCCUAUGGACAGAUACUCCAAUCUCCGCUGUUGAGCUUUGCAGCUCCUUCAGGGUUAUCUUUGGUCUCUUUGUUGUCUCUCUGAUUAAUGCCCUCCUUGCCUUAUUCGUGAGUUUAGGUGGGCGGCCCACUCUUGGCAGGUUUGUUGUGGUGCCAUAUUCCUUCCAUGUUUUAAUAAUGGAUUUAAUGGUGCUCCGUGGGAUGUUCAAAGUUUGAGAUGUUUUUUUAUAACCCAAUCCUGAUCUGUACUUCUCCACAACUUUGUCUCUGACCUGUUUGGAGAGCUCCUUGGUCUUCAUGGUGUCGCUUGCUUGGUGGUGCCCCUUGCUUAGUGGUGUUGCAGACUCUGGCGCCUUUCAGAACAGGUGUAUAUAUACUGAGAUCAUGUGACAGAUCAUGUGACACUUAGACUGCACACAGUUGGACUUUAUUUAACUAAUUAUGUGACAUCUGAAGGUAAUUGAUUGCACCAGAUCUUAUUUAGGGGCUUCAUAGCAAAUGGGGUGAAUACAUAUGCACGCACCACUUUUCCAUUAUUUAUUUGUUCAAAUUUUUUGAAACAAGUUAGAUUUUACAUUUCACUUCACCAAUUUGGACUAUUUUGUGUAUGUCCAUUACAUGAAAUCCAAAUAAAAAUCAAUUUAAAUUACAGGUUGUAAUGCAACAAAAUAGGAAAAACGCUAAGGGGGGUGAAUACUUUUGCAAGGCACUGUAUACGGAUGGUGCGGGGCAACAGAAGAUGAACAGCAGAGGGGCUAAGGAUUUUAGAGAUGGGGAAAGGGCUGAUAAAACGGGGGGCAAGUUUGUGGGACUUCACCCAGAGGGGCAGAUCCCGAGUGGACAGCCAUACCCUCCGACCUAGACAAUAACGGGGAGCCGGGGUCCUGUGGUGGUCCGCCUGUUGCCGAUAUCUGGAGGUGGUCUUGGGAAGAGGACCCAAUGAGGGUGCAGAAUGCCUUCCAGAACCGGGAAGAAAACUGAGGACCGCAAUCGGAGACCAUGUCGACCGGAAGUCCAUGGAAUCCAGAAGACUUGCUGCACCAUGAGCUGGGCCGUCUCCUUGGCUGAGUGCAACUCAGGAAGGGGAAUAAAAUGGGCAGCUUUGGAAAAUCUUUCCACCACCGUUAGGAUGGCGGUGUUGCCAUCUGACAGAGGGAGACCAGUGAUGAAGUCCAGGGAUAUGUAUAGAUCAGGGGCGGUGAGGAACAGGGAGUAGUUGAAGGAGGCCAGCUGGAGCUUGCUGCGGAGUCUUAUUCUGCGCACACACAGUGCAGGCGGCGACAAACUUGGAGACGUCAGGAACCAUGGUGGGCCACCAAAAACAUUGCCGGACGAAAGCCAAGGUCCAACGGGAGCCAGAAUGGCAGGUGAGUCUCGAGGAAUGUGCCCAUUCCAGGACCAGAGAACGGGCAGAGUCCAGGACAAACAUCCGGUUAGCCAGGGAUGCAGCUUUUGGUCCUGGGAAGAACGCUGGGACAGGAUGGCCCCCACUCCGACGUCUGAGGCGUCGACCUCUACCACGAACUGACAGGACAGGUAUGGAUGGAUUAAGAUGGGAGUUGUAGUGAAUCGAUGCUUGAGGUCCGAGAACGCCCGGUCAGCUGCUGGAGAUCACAUGAAAGGAACCUUGGGAGAGGUGUGCUGAGAGGGGGGAAGCCAGGGUGCUGUAACGCCGGAUGAAGCGGCGGUAGAAAUUAGCAAACUCCAGAAAACUUUGCAGCUGCACUCUGGAUGUGGGUUGAGGCCAAUCCACCACUGCUUUCACCUUGCCAGAAUCCAUCUGAAUAUUUCCUGCAGCAAUGACGUAUCCUAGGAAGGAGAUGGUGGAGCAAUGGAAUUCACAUUUCUCUGCUUUAACAAAAGGCUAGUUCUCCAGGAGACACUGGAGAACCUGUCGGACGUGCUCUUGAGCUGACCGGGAAAAAAACGAGGACAUCGUCGAGGUAGACAAACAUGAACCGGUUCAACAUGUCAAGGAGCACAUCGUUGACCAGGGCCUGGAACACUGUGGAAGCGUUGGUUAGUCUGAAUGACAUCACAAGGUACUCUUAGAGCCCGCUAGCCAUGUUAAAGGCUGUCUUCCAUUCGUCUCCUUCCCAUAUCCGAACCAGAUGGUAGGCGUUCCGAAGGUCCAACUUUGAGAAGAUGGUAGUCGCCUGGUUAGGCUCAAAAGCAGAGGAGAUGAGUGGUAUCGGGUAACGGUUUUUAACCGUGAUAUCAUUAAGGCCCCGGUAGUCGAUACACGGACACAGGGUUUUGUCCUUUUUCUCCACAAAGAACUCUGUGCCGGCGGGGGAGGCAGAUGGACGAAUACUCCCUGCUGUAAGAGAGUCCCCAAUGUACCUUUCCAUAGACUUUGUCUCCGGACCCAACAGGGAAUAAAUCCACCCCAGAGGCGGUGUUGUGCCAGGGAGAAGGUUGAUAGCGCAGUCGUAGGGAGGAAGAGGAGGAAGAGAUGUGGCGCGAGCCUUGUUGAAAACCUCCUGGAGGUCCUGGUACUCCGCGGGAAUGGCGGAGAGAUCCAAGGCUUUUCCCAAGCCUGCAGAAAGACGGUCCAGGGCAGGCUGCGCUGACUUCAGACAAUGCGUGUGGCAGAACGGGCUCCAACCCAUGAUAGAUCCAGUAUCCCAGUCGAUCAGGGGAUUGUGCCUCUGGAGCCAUGAAAACCCCAAAACCCCGGGUACGUAAGGUGAUUUGAUGAGCAGGAACUGCGUAGACUCACUGUGAUUACCUGACACUCGCAGGUUGAUAGGAACCGUAUUGUGGGUAACUCUGCCAAUAGAACGCCCUUCCAGUGCAGUGACGUUGAUGGGAAUGAGAGGGGUGGGGAUACCCAGCUCCAACACUAGGGUAGUGUCCAUAAAACUCUCGUCAGCCCCAGAGUCAAUGAGCACCCGGAGAGAUUUGGACCAGUCACCCCACAGCAGGAUGGCAUGAAGAGGGGUACGAGUAAGGGGAGAUUAGAAACUCCCCGUACGGCUCACCAGCGUACUCGUACCUACUGAUGAGCCUGGUCUUUUAAUGGACAGGUAGAUAUGUAAUGUCCUGUAGUACCACAAUACAGACAGCUCUUGACGCUCAGUCUGCGCAGGUGUUCAACAGGAGACAAUCUAGCCCUGCCCAGUUGCAUGGGCUCUGGAGGAAACGAGUCGACUGCCUUCGGUGAUUCCAGAGGGAACUCCGGUGACAUCGGAUUCUUCCGGCAAUGUAGACUUCGGGAAUUUCCGGGAUUCCUCGGAGGCGAGGUGGGAAUCGUGGAUGAGCAAGUGUGACCGGGAACAGACCUCCUCUGUCCAUCGAUCUGUAUGGUCAAGGCUAUGAGCGAUUAGAGGUCCAUGGGCAGUUCCUGGGCUGCGAGCUCGUCUUUAACCACUUCUGAUAAUCCAUGAAAGAACAUGUCGAACAGGGAUUCCGGGUUCCAGGCACUCGUGGCAGCAAAAGUGCGUAAAUCCCCCACGAAGUCUGCCACAAUACGGAAGUAGCUUCCGAGCAGCCUCUCUCCCGGACAACGGAGAAUCGAACACCUUUCUUACCUCCGCCACGAACUCAUCCAGACUGAGGCAAACGGUGGAUUGUUGGUCCCACACCAUCAUAGCUCAGGCGAGUGCUCUCCCGGACAUGAGCGUUAUCAGGUAUGCUAUCUUCGAGCGAUCCGAGGGAAAUGAAGAAGGCUGGAGCUCGAUGAUGAGGGAGCACUGGGAGAGAAACGCCCGGCAGGUUCCUGGAUCUCCAGCAUAGCGCUCCGGAGGUGGUAAGUGGGGUUAACAGGAAGCCGGGGUAGGCUGGGGAGAAACGCCGCUGGUAGCGGGGUUACUGAGAGUCUGGGAGGUUACAGUAGUGGCUUGCUGCCUAAUAGAUAAUCUGUGGAAUAGCUCCAGUAAUGCAUUGAAAGCAUGGUCAUGGUGUUCCGCCGAUGUCUGGAGUCUUUCCAUAAGGCUUUGAAGGAACUCCUCGUGUCUUCCAAUGGUGGCUCCUUGGAAGGAGACAGCGUUGCGGAGCUGGUCCGAGUCUGCUGGGUCAGUCAUGGCCAGUUCGUACUAUCAGAUAUUUAUUAUAAAACGGGGAAUGGCAAACGGCAGGUCAAGGACAGGCAGAGGUCAAUAAUCCAAGGCAGAGUCAAUCAGAGACAGAACGGCAGGCAGAAUGGUCAGAACCGGGAAGACUAAAAAACUAAACUUGGGAAACAUGCUGGAAUGACCUGACAAGACGAACUGGCACAGACAAACAGAAAACGCAGGUAUAAAUACACAGGAGAUAAUGGGGACAAAUGGGAGACACCUGGUGGGGGGUGGAGACAAGCACAAGACACGUGAAACAGAUCAGGGUGCAGUGGCGGCUCCUGAAAAAAUUCUCAGGGGGGGCAAUUUUUCUGAUGAUUUAGGUGACCUACACACAUUUUAAAAAAGAUAUGUCCAGCAACAACAUGAAGACAGGGGCAGCAUAUAAGUCAAUACCAGAAGCAUUUAUUGACUGAUCUCAAAAGUGUUGGCUUACCAGGGUUGGUGGAGCCCUCAGUUUCAUCUUUGCCUCGCAAAGCUAACUCAAACACUCCGCAAAACUUCACACACUGGAUUAGCCGGCUGAGGAUGUGGCGGUUCUUGCUAAUGUCGUAGUAAAUAUAUUUGUUAUAGUGAAUAUGGAAUAUGAUAUGUUGAGUAAAAUGUUGUGCUAAGAUCUAUUUAGGUCAGGAGCUGGUUAUAAGUUCUGUUCCUAUCCAAUAACAAUGGACAAAAGGGUCCUAUCUUGUCAGCCUUGUCAGCAGGUGGCCAAGGACAACACCCACGCCAUAGGCCUCUCAGUUCUUCCAACUCACGAGUUCUUGCUCUGAGGACACACACACACACACACACAAACACACACACACACACAUCAUCACUGUUAAACACACACACACACACACACACACACACACACACACAUCAUCAUCACUGUUAAACACACACACACACACACACACACAAAAAUCCCCUCUCUUAGGCUGAACAUUUGAAGACAGAGAACCCGACUCAGAGCCAAUGCAACAGUGACAGUAGCCUGGAGGGGACCUCGCCCAACUCAUCAGGACCAAUCAGAAGAUCAGAACUACUAGAUUCAACCUACUUCAUUUAUUGCAUAAAAUGUCUGCACACAAUGUUUCGGGGCUUUCUUCAGAUAAUAAUAAUAAUAAUAAUAAUAUGCCAUUUAGCAGACGCUUUUAUCCAAAGCGACUUACAGUCAUGCGUGCAUACAUUUUUGUGUAUGGGUGGUCCCGGGGAUCGAACCCACUACCUUGGCGUUACAAGCGCCGUGCUCUACCAGCUGAGCUACAGAAAGUGGAUACUCAUGGAUGCGCAUCGCAAUUGUAAAAUGUCAACACAAUUGGAGACACCACGUCAUUUUUGGAGACAUGUUAUUGACAGUAAACUAUUGUAGAUGCGACUGCUAACUAAAUAAAACAUUUUAGCUGGCUAGCUAAUCAUCUUAGCUAAAUGUGGGGCAAACAAUUCAGUUAUUUACCGUUAAUUUGAGGGAUUGGGGUGAAAGAAAUCGAGUUACAUAGUGAUACUUUACGAUAUACUGUAUUGACAAUAUCGCAAUAUUUUAGCGCUAGUUGGCUGUACCUGCACCAAAACACCAUUAUUGUUCCUUCAUAGCUUGUUCUCAAUCUUUUCACAUUGGGAGCCAAUUUGUUUUCAGCACUUUUAUUUCCAUGACUGAUCAAAACUCGUUCUCAUGGCUUUCUGAUCCCUCUGCAACAGACAUAUGGUGCGCAAUAAAAUCACAGUAUCGAAUCGCAAUACGUAUAGAAUCAUGAGACUCGCAAUGCAUAUAUCUUAUCGUGAGGUUCCUGGCAAUUCCCAGCCCAAGUUCAUUUGCCACAACAAAUCUCUUCGCUAGCAAACGCGAUGUCUUCUCCAAAACGGCAAUGUGUCUCCAGCAAUGUUUACUUUUUGACGUUCUAUGGCAUCUCCACUUUCCAAGCAUAUAUGACCACAUGUAAUAUUUUGGUAAGUGAUGCAAAUAGUGAACUAUGUAGGGCCAGGAUGUAAAAUAUAUGUAGCUGCAGCAAUUUCUCUUAUCUGAUAUGGUAAGUAAUGGGGCUUAAUGUAUAGCUCCCUAAGAGUUUGACGAACGGGUCCGUGCACGCGAUUCCAGAUAUCUUUACCUCUGAAUAAACUGCCUUUAUUAUACCAUAUCCACCCUGUCCAAAGUCUCUACUUGGUCUCAGUUCUCCAGUAAACUUGUGAUUAUCAACACUAACCUCAUCGUUGUGGCGGCGGACAGCUAGCCUGUAUCCCUCAUCCAGUUGAGUGGCAAUGUUAUUUUUUCGUUCGUACCAAUUUUUGGAAAAUCCUCGGGUGUAGGACUUUCCGCCUUUAGUAGAAACCUGUUGAAUUAUUAAAUUUGGUCUGGGAGGUCCUAAUUGUUUCGUUGCCAAUUUAUCUUCAUUUGUUCGCCGACAAAAAGGAACUUCUUUCAAAGACACAAUCCGCUCUUUUCUUAGUUACGUUCAUGGUUACGUUACGUAUGACGAAAGCGCGUAAGUGCAAGAGAUUGUAUUGAAAGCUCUGAAAUUUGAAAAAAAUAGAUUUUACAUGGGAGUCUAUGACAGACUUCUGGGCGAUUUUCAACCUGACUGAAAUCGCCCCAAAAGGGGGGGGAGCCAUUUGAAGCACGACUUUAGCCUGAUUGGACAUUACAACACUGAUAACUACUGUUGCCGUGAUAUAAUUGAUUAGAAAAAAAAUCCCUUCCUUUUCCCGUUUGGCAGUGCGUCGCCCAUAUCGCCCUAUUGAACACACCGCCCCUGUCAGGGUGUGACAAUAAUUGCUCAUAGGUUGCCAUUGUAGAAACCCUGUGAAUUAUUUUGAAAACCCAGACUCAGACAAUUCAGACCGUUUUGAGAACCUAGACCCAUAUUCUGCAGUUACAACAUUAAUGAAAUCUCAUGUUUCUCUUGUAUUGUUUUCUGUCCAGUUUCCUCUGCAAUGAUCUCAGGCCCGCCCAAGAAGCGCCACCGCGGUUGGCACCCUAACCCCCUGGUGCCAGUCCCCCCUACAGCCGUCCCUGUGCCCGCCAUCCGACCCAUCGUCUGCUCCCCAGGUCUGGCACAGAGCUUUUGAUAUUUUUUUAUUGUUUAUUUACAUAAGGACAGAUUAAUUUACAACAUUGAUACACUGAAAAGGCAACAGUUCGAUUCAUUGCACCAUCACACCAUAGCUUAUGCUAACGUCCAGAGCGUUGAUGGCUCUAAAGCACUCUAUGUCCUGAAUAGAUACAGCCCUAAGAUAAUAGCCUUAGUAGACUUUGUGUCAAGCUUCAAAAUGUUAUGCACCACCUACUCUCUUAGAAAAAAAGGUAAUAUCUAGAACCUAAAAGGGUUAUUUGGCUGUCCCCAUAGGAGAACCCUUUGAAGAACCAUUUUUGUUCCAGGUAAAACCCCUUUAGUUCCAGAUAAACCCUUUAAGGUUCAAUGUAGAACCAUUUCCACAAAGGUUUCUACAUGGAACCCAAAAGGGUUCUACCUGGAACAGAAAAGGGUUCUCCUAUGGGGACAGUCGAAUAACCUUUUUGGAACAAUUUUUUUAAAGAGUGUACUGUAGCCCCAGUCAUUGUGAAAGUAUGUGUAUGUAUGUGUGUGUGUGUGUGUGUGUGUGUGUGUGUGUGUUUGAGUGUGCGUGUUAGAUCUGAUGUUGAUUAGUACAUUAACCUUGGUUUUAGGGAGAAGGAAGGACAAAAGGUCCAUGCCAUUCUCUGUUGUCAGGGGUGAUUCAUUCAGCAUCUCCAGGGAGAUAAGGUCAGACCGGUUAGUGCAGAUCUGAGCAGAAGCUGAAGGAGUGGGUACAGAUUAUAUUUUAGAAUUAGAAAGGUCCUGAUUUCCAGGAUCUGCUUGAUGUGCAGCUGUAUUGUAUCACAGUAUUGACAUGGUGUGUCUGUAUUUCUGAACAGGCUCUGUGCUGGCCAUGCCCACUCCUCAGCUGCCUGUAGCAGGGGUCCUUCAGCCCCAACCCCUCACUGCUGGAGAGACUGUCAUCGUCCCUGACAACCUGCUCAACACCUCAGGAGUCCGGCCUGUUAUCCUCAUCGGUAAAUACUCAUCAUAAAGCUGUAAUCUCAAUGUAAAAAGACACGUGUACUGUACCAGUAUAUGAUUUAGAGAAAAGAAAUAAAGACACACUCUAUUUUACUCCCAAUGAUUUAAUGAACCAACAUUUCAGGACACAGUGCCUUCCUCAGGGUAUAUGAUUGACUGACUGCUUCUGGGGUUUGGUUUGCAGGGCACGGCACAUUACCAUACUUCUAUGGGAACGUGGGGGACAUUGUGGUGAGCCCCCUGCUGGUGAGCUGCUAUAAGGGCAACCAGUUGACUGAGAAGACACUGGCCAGCCUGGGACUGACUGGCAGCCAACUACUCAGUGUGGAGACCAUGAUCCUCCUCACCCUGCAGUACCUUGCACGGCUAGGUAAAGGCCUCAAAAGACUCAUGCGCGUGCACACACAUGCAUGCAUACACACGUAUAUAUGCACAUAUGUGCAGGCACACAGACACUCACACACUCUCACACACACACUUACACGCACACACCCUGUUAGAUAUGAAAGGCUUAUUUAAAAUGUUUAAUCAGACAUUGAGGAUAAUGGUUGAGAGGCUGAGCUAAGCCAAGGCCUGGUUGUUUUAAAGUUUGGUAACACUGAUGAGGUAGUUGGUAGUCCUCCCCCAUUGUAAUUCAAAGUGCUCCUUUACUGCUGCUGCUCCACUUACUGUCGCUGAUGCACUUUAGUGGCUCCAAAUAGCUAGCAUGACCUUGAGUUGAUAAGAACUGUAAUGUACUAUGCUUCUCGGAGUCAUGAAUGAAGAAGGACAUGGAUAAUAUAAAUCCAGCUGGUUUUUCUGUGCGUUGGCCGGACAGAACGGCAGGGGUCGUGGUGUGUGUCUCUUUUUUAACAACAGCUGGUGCGCAAUCUCUAAUAUUAAGGAAGUCUCGAGGUUCUGCUCGCCUGAGUUAGAAUACCUCAUGAUAAGCUGUAGACCAUACUAUUUACUAUCUGUAUUUUUCGUAGCUGUCUAUUUACCACCACAAACUGAUGCUGGCACUAAGACCACACUCAAUGAGCUGUAUAGGGCCACAAGAAAACAAGAAAAUGGUCAUCCAGAGGCGGCACUAUUAGUGCCUGGUGAUUUUAAUGCAGGAAAACUGAUAUCCCUUUUAUCUAAUUUCUACCAGCAUGUCACCUGUGCAACUAGAGGGAUAAAAAAAUGGGACAAUAACUAUCCUCCUGAUUCCUGCUUUCAAGCAAAAACCCAAACAGGAAGCACCAGUGACACGCUCAAUACGGAAAGUGGUCUGAUGAAGCGGAUCCUAAGCUAAAGGAUUGUUUCACUAGCACAGACUGGAAUAUGUUCCGGAAUUCAUCCGAUGGCAUUGAGGAGUUUACCACAUCAGUCACCGGCUUCAUUAAUAAGUGCAUCUACGACAUUGUCCCCAAAAUGACCAUAUGUACAUAUCCCAACCAAAAGCCAUGGAUUACAGGCAACAUCCACACUGAGCUAAAGGCUAGAGCUGCUGCUUUCAAGGAGCAGGACACUAAUCCGGACGCUUAUAAGAAAUCCUGCUACACCCUCCGACGAAACAUCAAACAGGCAAAGCGUCAUUACAGGAUUAAGAUCGAAUCCUACUACACCGGCUCUAACGCUUGACGGAUGUGGCAGGGCUUGUAAACUAUCACGGAUUACAAAGGGAAAUCCAGCCGAGAGCUACCCAGUGACGCAAGCCUACCAGGCGAGCUAAAUACCUUCUAUGCUCGCUUCGAGGCAAGCAACACUGAACCAUGCAUGAGAGCACCAGCUGUUCCGGACGACUGUAUGAUCACGCUCUCCGUAGCCAAUGUGAGUAAGACCUUUAAAGAGGUUAACAUUCACAAGGCCGCAGGGCCAGAUGGAUUACCAGGAAGCAUACUCAGAGCAUGCGCUGAACAGCUGGCAAGAGUCUUCACUGACAUUUUCAACCUCUCUCUGACCCAGUCUGUAAUACCUACAUAUUUCAAGCAAACCACCAUAGUCCUUGUGUCUAACAACACCAAGGUAACCUGUCUAAAUAACUACAGCCCCGUCGCGCUCACAUCUGUAGCCAUGAAAUGCUUUGAAAGGCUGGUCAUGGCUCACAUCAACACCAUCAUGCCAGAAUCCCUGGACCACUCUAAUUCCCAUACCACCCAACAGAUCUACAGAUGACACAAUCUCUAUUGCACUCCACACUGCCCUUUCUCACCUGGACAAAAGGAACACCUACUUGAGAAUGCUGUUCAUUAACUACAGCUCAGCAUUCAACACCAUAGUGCCCUCCAAGCUCAUCACUAAGCUAAGGACCCUGGAACUGAACACCUCCCUCUGCAACUGGGUCCUGGACUUCCUGACGGGCCGCCCCCAGGUGGUGAAGGGUAGGCAACAAGACAUCCACCAUGCUGACCCUCAACAAGGGGGCCAACUGCGUGGCCGCACAUGACUCCACACCAUCAUUAUGUUUGCUGACGACACAACAGUGGUAGGCCUGAUCACUGACGACAAUGAGACAUCCAUAGGGAGGAAGUCAUAAACCUGGCAGUGUGGUGCCACGACAACAACCUCUCCCUCAAUGUUGGCAAGACAAAGGAGCUUUUCGUAGACUACAGGAAUUGGAGGGCCGAACACGCCCCCAUUCACAUUGACGGGGCUGUAGUAGAGCGGGUCGAGAGCUUCAAGUUCCUCUGUGUCCACAUCAAGGACCUAUCAUGGUCCAAACACACCAACACAGUCGUGAAAAGGGCAUGACAACGCCUCUUCCCCAUCAGGAGGCUGAAAGGAUUUAGCACAGAUCCUCAAAAAGUUAUACAGCUGCACCAUUGAGAGCAUCUUGACUGUCUGCAUCACCGCUUGGUAUGGCAACUGCUCGACAUCCAACCACAAGGCGCUACAGAGGGUAGUGCAUAGGGCCCAGUACAUCACCGUGGCCAUCCAGGAAGGUCCUAAAAAUUGCCACCCAAGUCAUAGACUGUUCUCCCUGCUCUCGCACGGCAAGCGGUACCGGAGCGCCAAGUCUGGAACCAAAAGGCACCUGAACAGCUUCUACCCCCAAGCCAUAAGACUGCUGAACAGUUAAUUAAAGACUACCCGGACAAUUUACAUUGACCCCCUUUACUAUAUAUUUCUUUAUCUUUAUUGUUUUGCACUGACUCCCUUGAACUGGCUCUAUGCACACUCACUAGACUACCCCCACACUCACACAUACAACACUGACACUCCAACAAACACACACACUACAUAUGCUCACAAACAUAAAACACACACACACAUGCAUAUUGACACCACACACACACACCCACACUACUGCUACACUGUUUAUGCCUGCGGUUAUGGAACCCCUACCUGUCCCAGACCUGCUGUUUUCAACUCUUAAUGAUCGGCUAUGAAAAGCCAACUGAGAUUUAUUCCUGAUUAUUAUUUGACCAUGCUUGUCACUUAUGAACAUUUUUGAACAUCUUGGCAUGGUUCUGUUAUAAUCUUCACCCGGCACAGCCAGAAGAGGACUGGCCACCCCUCAUAGCCUGGUUCCUCUCUAGGUUUCUUCCUAGGUUUUCGCCUUUCUAGGGAGUUUUUCCUAGCCACCGUGCUUCUACACCUGCAUUACUAGCUGUUUGGGGUUUUAGGCUGGGUUUCUGUACAGCACUUCGAGAUAUUAGCUGAUGUAAGAAGGGCUAUAUAAAAUAAAAUUGAUUGAUUGAAUUGAUUUAUUAUAUAUCCUGACUGCCUAGUCACUUUUACCCUUACCCACAUGUACAUAAUGUAGUACCUCAAUUACCUCCUACCCCUGCACAUUGACUCGGUACUGGUACUCCUUGUAUAUAGCCUCAUUAUUGUUUUUAUUGUGUUACUAUCUCCUUUUUUAUUCAGCAAACAUUUGUCUUACUUUUUAACUCUGCAUUGUUGAGAAUGGGCUCAUAAGUAAGCAUUUCACUGUAAAGUCUAAACCUGUGGUAUUCGGCACAUGUGACCAAUCAAAUGUGAUUUGAUUGUCUUGUUCACAUUAUAAAAACAUAACAGCAUCGUCCCCGUAAAACACAUAGGAAAUAGGAAAGAAAUACAUCAGUUUCCCAUGUCUAUCUUCUCCUAUCUCUCCCUCCCAGGUUCGGAGCAGAUCCCUCUGAGGGAGGAGUUUGAGCAGAUCGUGCUGAAGGCCAUGUUAGUUUGUCCUGGAGGUCCCUCCAUCUCUCCGGCCCAGCUGCCCUGGCUGGCCCGCCUGGAGGCCAGUGUCUCUGGGGGCAGUGUCCAGGUCCUGGUCACCUACAACUCCCUGGGGGAAGGCAUCUCGGAGUCCCUGCGCUCGCUUUGUGACGGGCCGCCCUACCAGCAGUGCCUGCCCACCUACGUGGUUAUUGUGUGUACCUCCAAGAUGAGCGGCAACGAGUUCUGUGUGCUCGUGCUGGGUGAGUGUUCUCAUACCGUCAGUACACUAUAAUACCUAGAUGUAGUAUGUCUGUAUAUUUGUAGCAUACUAAAGGAAGUAAUUACAGUAGGUGAACCUUGCCUGAGACCUGAAGACUUGCGUAAGCUCCCAGAGCUAAUGCCUAGGCGUUUAGCUCUGCGGGCUAACACAGUCUUACAGCGCAAAGGAGACUCGGGCUCGUUCAUACUUGUCUGUAUGUGUCUUACAGGGAAGUACCAGGCACGAGCGCUAGCCGAGGGGAUGCUCACCACCAAUGAGUUCCUGAAGGAGAUCAGCUACGAGCUCAUAACAGGGAAAGUCAGUGUCCUGGCGUCUCACUUCAAAACCACCUCACUAGGUGAGUAUAAUAGAUGCCAUGGGACACGACAUCAAUUGAAAACACUCAAAGGUCAUUUCUACGCUAUUUUCUCGUUUUGUAAAGGAGGAAACGUAAUUAUUUAGGUAGCCCAAUGAAUUAAUGAAUGAAGCUGUGUUACAAAGGCAUCAAUGACAAUGUUUAUUUUAGUUUCCGUAUGACAACGUAACACCACAAUCUAAGUCUCAUAUUGUGUUUCUGUAUCUUUUCCCAAUGGCACAUAUUCACCUUCCUAAAUGCCCACUGGCCCAUUCCAGUUAGGCAGUCACAGGACUGAAACGAGACACUGUGCCACAAACAGACAGACACAUCAAUAUUUGAUGAGUCGAUUUUGCUUCUGUAUCUGCUGUGUGUGUGUGUGUGUGCGCGCGUUACACUUGUGUGUGCUUGUGCGCAUGUGUCUGAGUGGCUCUGUCUCUGACUGGUGGUGGUCUGUUAUGUUGUUGUUUCCAGGAGACAACCUGGACAAGCAGCUGGUGCGUAUCCAGCGGCGACGGAAGGGCCAGGUCAUCCAGCCUUUCCAGGGCGAUGUCACUGACCACAUCCACUCCCAGGAGGCAGCCACCAUGGUGCCACCCUCCGAGUCAGGUGAGGCACGGCCUCUGUCAGGCCCCUCUUCUGUCCCUUCCUCCUCUUACUGCUGGAGACUCGGAUGCUAUGAAGCCUCUGUAUCAGAAUAUGGAUGGAUAGAUAUGAUAAUAAGCUACAGUAUAUACUAUAUACUUGGCUCUAAGUUUCCAGUAUGCUGAUAUGUGUGUUCCUCCCCCCUCCAGAGCUGCUGAGUGAGUUGUUUCAGAUCCACCCUCCCCAGCUCAGUGUAGCUAGGAGCCUGCUCUCCCAGGUGUGCUCCAUAGCAGACUCAGGCAGCCAGAGUCUGGACCUGGGACGCUUCUGCAAGGUGGACUUCCUGGUUCUGGUUCCCCCGUCUCACGUCCUGGUGAACCAGACCGCUCAACGCAUCCGACAAUCAGGUACUCAUGAGGGGCAAAGAGGAUCAAAUUAGAAUCGAAAGGCAGCAACGGGCAAUACAGUUGGUGAAAAACAAUUAAUUUCUAGGUGGUUGUCAACAAGAGUCCCAUGUCAAGACUAUCUCUGCCUUUUUAUGAGGUUUCUUAGUUACAUGUGUUGGACUUUUUGUAAUCUCUUUCUGCCUGUCUCUAAAAGGAGUUCUAGUCGACCUGGGUAUAGAGGAUGCGUCCUCAGCCCACCAGAGGUCCGACAAGUAUGUGGUGCGUCUAGACGGAGAAGUCCACGGCAAGAUGGAGGCCUUCAUGAGGAAGGUCAAACAGAACCCCUACACCCUGUUUGUCCUCAUCCACGACAACUCCCACGUGGACCUGACCAGGUAACACACACACACGCAUGUCGAACACACACACACACACAUUUGAGUAUUGAAAUUGUGCUGCUGACACUUGGUUCUGACAGAUGUGGUAAUGAAAACAUUGCUAUGGUUAGAGGGUAUGUCCUCGGCUGUACAGUGUACUGAAUAAGAACAGAACAGCCCAAGCCAAGACAGAACAAGACAGAGAAGAGCAAAGGCUUCUUUUUAGUAAUACAUAUAGAACAAGUUUCCCCAAGGAAACCUCAUUUUUGUUUCCCCUCUAUGUAUAGUGCCCUGUCCGGUUCGGUGUGCCAUGGGGAGCUUCAGGGUCUGGCUGACAGGGUGGUAAACUGCCAGGAGGUCCUGGAGGCUAUGAACCUGCUGGUUCUGCAGGUCAGCUGCUUCCCAUUCACCCUGCAGACAAGACAGUCCCGCAUCAGCGUCCACAAUGAGGUGCACUGGCCAGCCAACACAGUGAGUGGCCCUGUGCAGUGGUUCAUCUUUGCCACCUGGUGGCAGCGAUAUGGAAUUACAUUUACAUGAUUUUAGUCAUUCUAAUAGACACUUAUCAAGCGCAACUUACAGUCUGUCAGCGCAUUCAAAUAAGGAAGGAAAACAACCACAUAUAACAAUCAUUGCAAGUUAAACCUUCUAAAUGGCCGCUUUCUGCAAAAUCAUUGGGGAGGUCGUUCCACCACUGAGGUGUCAAAUAGAGAUAUGUCAGACAGACAGAACCAAUGAUGUAUAUAAACUCUGGAUUGCUGAAGAUAUGUAUUGGCCAUUGAGAGGCUUUGAAGCCACCGUUCGGCCAUAUUGGCACACCCCGGUAGGAGCAGUCCUCCAUAGGAAUGAAUGGAAUUCUACAGUAUUUCAAUCAAAUGUUUCAAGGACAAAAUUACAUGUAUUUAAGUAUUUUUUGUUGUAGUGGGGACAGUAACAUUAGUAAUCUCGAAAAAUUAUACUUUAAGGAAAAUGUUUUUAUAUAUUGUUUUCAUUUUUAAAAAAUGUUUAGCUCACAUAAUAUAAUUUAGAAGUAUGCAUUAAAACAGAUUACCAUUUUUUGGGGAGUGCCAAGAUGGAGGCCCGGUGGCUUCAACACAGCUCCCCCCUAUUGGUCAUCUAAUGUAUAUAUAAAUCAUUGGUCAGGACAUGUAAACUCAGCAUAAAAAGAAACGUCCUCUCACUGUCAACUGCGUUUAUUUUCAGCAAACUUAACAUGUGUAAAUAUUUGUAUGAACAUAACAAGAUUCAACAACUGAGACAUAAACUGAACAAGUUACACAGACAUGUGACUAACAUAAAUUGAAUAAUGUGUCCCUGAACAAAAGUAACAGUCAGUAUCUGGUGUGGCCACCGGCUGCAUUAAGUACUGCAGUGCAUCUCCUCCUCAUGGACUGCACCAAAUUUGCCAGUUCUUGCUGUGAGAUGUUACCCCACUCUUUCACGAAGGCACCUGCAAGUUCCCAGACAUUUCUGGGGGGAUUGGCCCUAGCCCUAGCCCUCACCCUCCGAUCCAACAGGUCCCAGACGUGCUCAAUGGGAUUGAGAUCCGGGCUCUUCGCUGGCCAUGGCAGAACACUGACAUUCCUGUCUUGCAGGAAAUCACUCACAGAACGAGCAGUAUGGCUGGUGGCAUUGUCAUGCUGGAGGGUCAUGUCAGGAUGAGCCUGCAGGAAGGGUACCACAGCGUUGAGAUUGCCUGCAAUGACAACAAGCUCAGUCCGAUGAUGCUGUGACACACCGCACCAGACCAUGACGGACCCUCCACCUCCAAAUCGAUCCCGCUCCAGAGUACAGGCCUCGGUGUAAUACUCAUUCCUUCGAUGAUAAACGCGAAUCCGACCAUCACCCCUGGUGAGACAAAACCACGACUUGUCAGUGAAGAGCACAUUUUGCCAGUCCUGUCUGGUCCAGCAACGGUGGGUUUGUGCCCAUAGGCGACAUUGUUGCCAGUGAUGUCUGGUGAGGACCUGCCUUACAACAGGCCUACAAGCCCUCAGUCCAGCCUCUCUGAGUCUAUUAUGGACAGUCUGAGCACUGAUGGAGAGAUUGUGCGUUCCUGGUGUAACUCGGGCAGUUGUUGUUGCCAUCCUGUACCUGUCCCGCAGGUGUGAUGUUCGGUUGUACUGAUCCUGUGCAGGUGUUGUUACACGUGGUCUGCCACUGCAAGGACGAUCAGCUGUCCGUCCUGUCUCCCUGUAGCGCUGUCUUAGGCGUCUCACAGUACAGACAUUGCAAUAUAUUGCCCUGGCCACAUCUGCAGUCCUCAUGCCUCCUUGCAGCAUGCCUAAGGCACGUUCACGCAGAUGAGCAGGGACCCUGGGCAUCUUUCUUUUGGUGUUUUUCAGUCAGUAGAAAGGCCUCUUUAGUGUCCUAAGAUUUCAUAACUGUGACCUUAAUUGCAUAUCAUCUGUAUCUUAACGACCGUUCCACACGUGCAUGUUCAUUAAUUGUUUAUGGUUCAUUGAACAAGCAUGGGAAACAGUGUUUAAACCCUUUAAAAUGAAGAUCUGUGAAGUAAUUUGGAUUUUUACAAAUGAUAUUUGAAAAACAGGGUCCUGAAAAAGGGACAUUUCUUUUUUUGCUGAGUUUAGAUGUAACUAAUAGACAGAGAGAUCCAUUUGCUCAGACAGCAGCUUAUGUUCCUGUAUUUGACACAUAGGGGGAGCUGUCUCUUAAGGAGCUGGUGUACUUUGGCCUGAGGGACUACAGCAGCUCUCUGCAGUGGGGGGUGGCCAGCCCCAUCCUGCGCUGUGACGACGCCUUCGAGAAGAUGAUCAACACACUGCUGGAGAGGUCAGUCAGUCACUUGGGGUCAGGGUUUAGGGGUCAUAGAAUCUCUAAGGGUGUUUUAACAUAUAGUCCUCUUCAGUGGAGGCUGGUGGGAGGAGCUAUUUGAGGACGGACUCAUUGUAAUUGCUGGAAUGGAAUUAAUGGAACAGAGUCAAUGUGGUUUCCAUAUGUUUUAUGUGUUUGAUAACGUUCCAUUUAUGCCAUUCCAGCCAUUACAAUGAGCCUGUCCUCCUAUAGCCCCUCCCACCAGCCUCCAAUGGUCCUCUUUAAUAUAACCUUUCUCAGUCCUCUUUAAAGUGAACUCUGGGGUAAAAAAAAAAAAAGCAAAAGAACUCAGUUCUCUUUGUAUUCACACUGCCCUUGCCUUUGAAUGAGGGCACCUGGACCUUUUGCCAGUUCACUUAUUUUGUGGUCCGAGUCCUCUUUACAUUGUUAUGUUUUCAAACAUUCACUCAAUGCACUCUGGGUUUAUAUAGAGUGCAGGACAAGCCAUUCCAUCAGAAUGUGUUACCGGACAGCUAGAUAUACCUACUUACAUUUAGGAAACGAAUAGAUUGCAUUUAGUUAAAAGGUGAGACAUAAUAAUUGCAAUCAGAAGAUAAUAUUAACAUGUAAAUAUUAUGGGUAACAGAAUAAAUAGCAGAAGAAUAACUGCAGAUUAAAUCAUGAUGUAAUUGAAAAUUGGACCCAAGGGUGUCAAACUCAAUCCAUGACGGCCUGGUGUCUGCUGGUUUUUGGUUUUUCCUUUCAAUUAAGACCUAGUGAACCAUGUAAGGGGAGUUCCUUACUAAUUAGUGACCUUAAUUCGUCAAUCAAGUACAAGGGAGGAGCGAAAACCUGCUGACACUCGGUCCUCCAUGGAAUGAGUUUGACACGUGUUGUAGUUAGGCUACUGCCCCUUUAAGAGCUAGAAUUGAUUUUGUACCCUAUGUUGUGAUUCUCACUAAAUAUGUUGUCUUCUCACACUAUUCAAACCCCACAAUCGAAUUAACAGUUUAUGAAGCUCUCUUAGCCUUAAGAUCACAUAUUGCAAACAAAUAAUCUUGAACUAAAAACUCGCUAAUCAAUAUCCAAAAACAGUACAUGUUUUUUCCGCAAACCUGCACAUCAUCAUCUUCUCUCUUUUGUGGCACCAAUGUCAUGGUUAUGGCAUGGGAAAUGUUGCAAUAGUCUAAUGCAGGGUUACUCAACUCUUACACUACGAGGUCCGAAGCCUGCUCAUUUUCUGUUCUACCUGAUAAUUAAUUGCACACACCUGGUGUCCCAGGUCUAAAUCAGUCCCUGAUUAGAGAGGAACCAUUAAAAAAUGCAGUGGAACUGGCUUCGAGGUCCAAAGUUGAGUUUGAGGGGUCUAGUGUGUGGUGCGGGAAUAAUGACAAGCUAACCUAGGGAGCUUUGUGUUCACAUUGCCCUAAAAAAGGGAACUAGACUGCGAAAUUCAAGCAAACCUAACUCAGACCACCUUUCGAGAUGGUGUCAGUUCGGUUUACUUCAGGGGUCUGAGUUCGUUUGGAGUGUUCACACUGCACAAAAAAUUAAGCGAACCACACUGAGUUCACAAAAAUUGUCUGAAAGGGACCAAGUGUGAAAACACCCUAAGGAGAUUUAGGGACAAGUUUAAGGCUGAUAGGCAUGGCCUCUUUUCCUCUCUCUCACACACUCUGUGUCAUAAAAGUCAAACAUAUUGCUACAAAAUGUAUGGAUAAUUUCGUUUCAGGAUUGUCAGAAAGCCCAUGCUUGACCAGCUCCCCAAAAAGCUGCUAAACCAGUUCACCUGGACACCAAACCUGCCUUAAUACAACUAACACCACCACCUCUCCUCUCCCGGUUGCAGACACCCCCACCUACACAGCAUGGUGAUCAGGAGCUACCUGUUGAUCCAGCAGUACACGGAAGCCAUGAUGGCUCUGACCUCCUCACCUUCACUACGGGACCACAUCACCCCAGAGACCCUGGCCAUGGUGGAGGAUCUGAUCAGUGCCCCGGGCCGGGAGGGGACCAGGGGCCGGGGCCACAUGCUGCUGGUCCGGGUGCCCUCUCUGCAGCUGGCCAUGCUGGCCCGGGAGCGCCUGGAGGACGUCAGGGACAAGCUGGGUCUUCAGUUCUGCUUCGCCGUGCUGCUGGGGAGCCCUGCCGCCGAGCUCAGCCUUCCACGACACUUCGCUAACCGACUCAGGGUGAGACGUGAGGGCAGGGUGGCCAAUUUGGAUCUGCCUAUUCUUACAUCUUAAAGGCCCAGUGCAAUCAAAAAUGCGAUUUUCCUGUGUUUUAUAUGUAUUUCCACACUAUGAGGUUGGAAUAAUACUGUGAAUUGUGAAAAUUAUGAUAAUGCCCUUUUAGUGAAAGAGCUGUUUGAAAAGACCGCCUGAAAUUUCAGCCUGUUUUGGUGGGAUGGAGUUUUGGCCUGCCUGGAGACAUCAGUUAGUUAAUAGCCCAAUAAGAAAGACAAUUCCAAACCUCUCUGCCAAUAACAGCUAGUUUUCAGUUUUCCCCUCCCCACUCCCAGACAGUCCUAGCAAAAUUCUUGCUUGAGAAAUUGCUCUUUGCUAAGAAGCUAUAUAUAUUUUUUGGGACCAUUUUUAAUUGAAAACAAUCACAGUAAGGCACUUAAUUGUUACCCAGAAAUGAUUUGACCUUUAACAUUGGACCUUUAACACCAACUCUCUCUAUGAAAGAAGUGGUUUCCUGAAGAUGUCUUAAAAAAAUGUCCUCAUGUCAAGGGCCCACCCACUUUCAUCAAAGACUGAGAAAUUGGGUAAAUUAGGAUCAUAAUAACUUGGUUUUCAUUUGGCUCCUAAACAUUUCUAAUUGUGUGUUGUUUCCGCAGGCCUGGCGGGGCUGUGAAAGUGAAGACUGGGUCCCUCACACCUAUGAGGAUCUGGAGGGUCUUCCCUGCAUUGUCAUCCUCACUGGAAAAGACCCUCUAGGAGAAACCUUUCCAAGGUAGUACUGACAUGACAGCAUCUAUAUCUACCUAGCCAUAGAAGGUGCAUCUCUAUUGGAUUGACUUUGUAGAAUCGAUGAAUCCCCCACCUCACCUUUAUAUCUUUCCCCCUUAGGUCCCUGAAGUACUGUGACCUGCGUCUGAUCGACUCCAGCUACCUGACGCGUACGGCCCUGGAGCAGGAGGUGGGUCUGGCCUGCUCCUACGUGUCCCUGGGGUUGGUAAAGGAGCCCUGCAGGUCCAUGGCCCCCAGGGACCCAGAGACAGAUAAGACCAGCGGCCCCCAGGAUCCAGACCUAGAGCUGCACAUGGACCUGGAGAGGCCCCAGAGCAACGGCAGCGUUGCUACCAAAGGCUCCGGUAGGUACCUGGACAAAAGAGACCCCACAUGUUUAGGAAAUGGUGACGAGACGAUUGUUUAAAGGGUUUAGGAUACUGUGUAGUGAUGGUGUUACAGUUGUGUUUAUGAAAUCAUUUUGAAAUACUGUUCUAUGAGUCUGAACUCUCUCCCUUCCACAGGUUCUCUGGCAGAGAACAGGGUCAGCUCCUCUGACAUCCCUGACUCCUCCCAGAAGCCUUCCACCUCCUCCUGCCACCCCGGAGGCAAGGCGGGCAGCAUCAUGAUGGAAGAAGGGACAGGUCCGGGCACGACCUCAUCCUCCCCCCGCCGGGUCAAACAGGAGUGUGACUCCCUGGGCAGUGCCACCCCCCGCCCCUCCAACGCCCCUCCCUCCUUCUGCUCCUCCUCCUCCUCUUCCUCCUCCCCCUCCUCCUCUUCGACCCAGCACCCCAGCCAGUCUACGCAAUGCGGCCGCGGCAGCAAGUCGCCUCGGGUCUCUCCCCGGACUGUCAUCCUGUCGCGAGCGGCCUACAACCUCCUGGCAGGAGAAUCAGGGAGCCAGCUGAGCUCCUUCUCCCUGCUGCCUCACGCCGAUGUGGGUUGGAGCAGCCCACUGAGGCCCCUCUUCACCCCUAACUUACAAGGGUCAGAGCAGAGCCUCUUCUACAGACAGUGGACCGUAGCCAGGCAGCACCAUGCCGACCACGAGGCCCCCCCGGGGCCACACCCACGACGCCUGCUGCUCAGCGGACCCCCACAGGUUAGAGACCAUACAGAUAUUUAUAUAUCACCUCUUGUCUAUAUCAAUGACAGCUUCUUUCCUACAGUGGGGGAAAAAAGUAUUUAGUCAGCCACCAAUUGUGCAAGUUCUCCCACUUAAAAAGAUGAGAGAGGCCUGUAAUUUUCAUCAUAGGUACACGUCAACUAUGACAGACAAAUUGAGAAAAAAAAUCCAGAAAAUCACAUUGUAGGAUUUUUAAUGAAUUUAUUUGCAAAUUAUGGUGGAAAAUAAGUAUUUGGUCACCUACAAACAAGCAAGAUUUCUGGCUCUCACAGACCUGUAACUUCUUAUUUAAGAGGCUCCUCUGUCCUCCACUCGUUACCUGUAUUAAUGGCACCUGUUUGAACUUGUUAUCAGUAUAAAAGACACCUGUCCACAACCUCAAACAGUCACACUCCAAACUCCACUAUGGCCAAGACCAAAGAGCUGUCAAAGGACACCAGAAACAAAAUUGUAGACCUGCACCAGGCUGGGAAGACUGAAUCUGCAAUAGGUAAGCAGCUUGGUUUGAAGAAAUCAACUGUGGGAGCAAUUAUUAGGAAAUGGAAGACAUACAAGACCACUGAUAUUCUCCCUCGAUCUGGGGCUCCACGCAAGAUCUCACCCCGUGGGGUCAAAAUGAUCACAAGAACGGUGAGCAAAAAUCCCAGAACCACACGGGGGACCUAGUGAAUGACCUGCAGAGAGCUGGGACCAAAGUAACAAAGCCUACCAUCAGUAACACACUACGCCGCCAGGGACUCAAAUCCUGCAGUGAAGACAUGUCCCCCUGCUUAAGCCAGUACAUGUCCAGGCCCGUCUGAAGUUUGCUAGAGUGCAUUUGGGUGAUCCAGAAGAGGAUUGGGAGAAUGUCAUAUGGUCAGAUGAAACCAAAAUAUAACUUUUUGGUAAAAACUCAACUCGUCGUGUUUGGAGGACAAAGAAUGCUGAGUUGCAUCCAAAGAACACCAUACCUACUGUGAAGCAUGGGGGUGGAAAUAUCAUGCUUUGGGGCUGUUUUUCUGCAAAUGGACCAGGACGACUGAUCCGUGUAAAGGAAAGAAUGAAUGGGGCCAUGUAUCGUGAGAUUUUGAGUGAAAACCUCCUUCCAUCAGCAAGGGCAUUGAAGAUGAAACGUGGCUGGGUCUUUCAGCAUGACAAUGAUCCCAAACACACCGCCCGGGCAACAAAGGAGUGGCUUCGUAAGAAGCAUUUCAAGGUCCUGGAGUGGCCUAGCCAGUCUCCAGAUCUCAACCCCAUAGAAAAUCUUUGGAGGGAGUUGAAAGUCCGUGUUGCCCAGCGACAGUCCCAAAACAUCACUGCUCUAGCCCUCCUGUUAUGUUGUGGGUCAAUUUGACCCGUUUCCACUUUUGCGUUGUCUAAAAUACUAGUUAACCACUCUUUUUCGCCAUGAAAUUACAUGACUUUUCCUCAUUUAGGGUCAUGAACCUAACUGCAAAAUGUGGACACACUGAUGUGUUGUGGAAUGUCUGUGUACAUUUUGUAUACAAACAUGAUGUUGUGGGUCAUUUUGACCCGGAGGCUUUCAUGUGUAUAUAUAUUUGCACAGGUGCAAAACAAAAAAGUGUCUUUGAUUUAUUUUGUUUUGACUGGUCCUGGUUGCACUUUUAGAAUUGUGUUUGGGUUAAAAAGGGCUUUCCCAAGCUUCUCCUCAGUGUGAGAGCAGCAGGUCCCUGACACAGACACUCAAAAAUGAGCUCCAAAAGAUUUUCAAUCAAUGAAGUCUUAUCACAAAUUCUGGACUGUGACAGUGAAAAAGAAGAAGAGGUUUCAGAGACAGAGGAUAUUUCAGAGAUAGAGGACAAUGCUGUUGAUGAUCCAGAUUUUGUCUUCAUUGAAGAGGAUUCAGAGGAGGAGUCUGCCGUACCAUCCCCUACAUCAGAUGAGAGACAGAGCAUGCAACAAGCAUCAUCAAGAGAAGAGAAGACAUGGAAGUCUAAAGAUGGUCAUAUUGAAUGGUCACCGUCACCACAACGAGGUCAAGGUAGACUCUCAGCUUCCAAUGUAAUAAAAAUGGUUCCAGGACCUACACGAUUUGCUGUCACUCGAGUCCAUGACAUACAAUCAGCUUUUGAGCUCUUUUUACCCCAAGCAAUAGAGAAGAUUGUUCUGGACAUGACCAACUUGGAGGGGAGCCGUGUGUUUCAAGAGAACUGGAAGCCACUGGAUCGGAUUGACUUGCAUGCAUACAUUGGAUUGCUCAUAUUAGCUGGAGUCUACCGGUCAAACGGAGAAGCAACGGCCAGCCUGUGGAAUGAAGAGAAUGGAAGGCCAAUAUUUCGGGCAACAAUGUCUCUACAAGAAUUCCACAUAAUUUCUCGGGUGAUUCGCUUUGAUAACCGUGAUACCAGACCGGGUCGACGUGAAAGAGACAAACUAGCUGCAAUCAGAGAUGUAUGGGAUAAAUGGGUGGAAAUUCUACCGUUACUGUACAAUCCCAGUCCUCAUGUUACAGUUGAUGAACGCCUUGUUCCAUUCAGAGGACGUUGUCCCUUCAGACAGUAUAUGCCAAACAAGCCUGCAAAAUGUGGCAUCAAAAUAUGGGCAGCAUGUGAUGCCACAUCAAGCUAUGCAUGGAAUAUGCAAGUUUACACUGGGAAGCCACCCGGCGGAGUGCCUGAGAAAAACCAGGGGAUGCGGGUGGUGCUGGACAUGAGUGAAGGGCUGCAAGGUCAUAACAUCACGUGUGACAACUUCUUCACAUCCUACCGCCUUGGUGUUGAACUACAGAAGAGAAAGCUGACCAUGGUUGGAACAAUCAGAAAAAACAAACCUGAACUUCCCAGUGAGCUUCUGAAAAUGCAGGGCAGAACUGUGCAUUCCUCUAAAUUUGCUUUCUCUGAAAAUGCAACUGUUGUUUCAUACUGCCCAAAGAAGAACAAGAAUGUUCUUGUAAUGAGCACAAUGCACAAAGAUGCAUCGCUGAGUGCAAGAGAGGACAUCAAGCCACAAAUAAUACUGGACUACAAUUCCACCAAAGGAGGAGUUGACAAUUUGGAUAAAGUCACAGCAACAUAUAGUUGUCAGCGCAUGACUGCCCGCUGGCCUUUGGUGAUUUUCUACAACAUUGUGGAUGUGUCUGCUUACAAUGCCUAUGUCCUGUGGACUGAAAUCAACCAGCAAUGGAAUGGUGGCAAAUUGUACCGACGCCGGCUUUUCCUAGAGGAGCUCGGCAAAGCUCUCAUCACUCCCAAGAUCCAGAGGAGAGUCCGGCCUCCUCGGUCGACAGCAGCUGCAUCUGCCGUCCAGAAAAUUCAAGCUGGACCAUCAACACAUGCCUCCAAUCAACCAGAAAUGGAUCCAGUGGAUACAGGCAGUGGCAAGAAACGGAAAAGAUGCCAGCUCUGCCCCCCUCGACAAGACAGUAAAACAAGCACCACUUGUGUAGAAUGCAAUAAAUACAUCUGCAGAAAGCACACACACACAUUGUGUUCAACAUGUAGAGAGAAAGACUGAAGGGAUAAUAUGGACCAAUAGGGGGGGAAAAAACCUACUUGGGGAAACUGAAAAAUCUUGUUUGUGAGAAAGGAAAUAUGUUUAACAAAUAGUUCUUAAAUAUUGUUUAAAAAAAAUAAAAAGUAUUGUAUUUCUUCUUUCUGAAAUGUCUGAUAAGACAAAAUAAAGUUGUUUCUGUUUUUACUUAAUUCUUUGACUGUCUUGAGUGUGUUUAAACUGUGCGGGUCAAUUUGACCCGUAACAUAAUGGAUGUCAUUUUUUUCCAGCAAAGCACAAGGGCUAGAGGAGAUCUGCAUGGAGGAAUGGGCCAAAAUACCAGCAACAGUGUGUGAAAACCUUGUGAAGACUUACAGAAAACGUUUGACCUGUGUCAUUGCCAACAAAGGGUAUAUAACAAAGUAUUGAGAAACUUUUGUUAUUGACCAAAUACUUAUUUUCCACCAUAAUUUGCAAAUAAAUUCAUUAAAAAUCCUACAAUGUGAUUUUCUGGAUUUUUUUUUCUCAUUUUGUCUGUCAUAGUUGACGUGUACCUAUGAUGAAAAUUGCAGGCCUCUCUCAUCUUUUUAAGUGGGAGAACUUGCACAAUUGGUGGCUGACUAAAUACUUUUUUUCCCCACUGUAUAAGCCAUGCAUCGUAUUCUAGAGCUGCAUGCUGAUAUUAAUUUUCCUCACUUAUGAGGGAUAAGUGAGGCCCUGGAGAUAACUAGCACUAUUCAACCAAGAGAAUAUCGACCUAGUUGUAUGGAGUCUUAAGAGGCAAUUGUGUAUAAUGACGGUAUUCGAAUGGAUACCACAUAUUGAGUGGCAAUGGCUGCAUGCAAUGUCAAAGAGUGUCAGUGGUAAAAAACAGAUAGGUUGUAAUCAGUUGAAUAACUCUGUUUUGUCUCUCUGAUAGGUGGGGAAGACAGGUGCCUACCUGCAGUUUCUACGCAUCCUGUUCCGCAUGUUGAUUCGACUGCUUGAGGUGGAUGUGUAUGAUGAAGAGGAGGAGCUGGAGGAAGGUGAGGAGAGCAGGAUCUUAUAGUUAAUAUGUUCUUUAUCUGUCUGUUUCUCUCUCUCUCUCAUAAUGUCUUAGUCUAGAAACUGAAGCUAAUGUCAAUGUAUGUUGAUGUAUUAUUAUUUUCUAGUGAUGACGGAUAUGUUCGAGGCCACACCCCCAGCCAGCACCCAGUGGCCAGACAUCGAGGAGAUCCGCAAACUGCCCUUCGACCUCUUCCCCAGAGAUCCUAAGUUCAGAAGGGCCAGCGCUGUUUACACUGACAAGAUGCAAAAGGGCUUGAAAGGUCAGCAGAAAUAAACUCUUAUUCACGUCCCUGUCAUUGUAGGAGGAAGCUCCCUUUGUUUCACUGAUUCAGGGUCAGAUAUUGGUGCACCUUCUACCGCAACUUCUACCUCAAGCAUCACUGUCUAUGUAUAUUGAUUUGUCAUCUGUGUGAAUCUUAAACAGCUUUGUCUCAUAGCAUGUGGGUAUAACUGUAAUGUUUGUCCAUGCAGAUCCUAAACUGGAAGGAGAGAGCAAAAUGCCUGUGAAGAGGGAAACGGUGUCGAUACGGCUGAGUAUGUUCGCAGCCCACAAUGCAUUUCACCAUUGUGAGCAGUGUCACCAUUACUGUGAAGCCAGCCCAGCCACACAGGUGAGUGCACAGGGAGGGAACAGAGCCAUGUACAGUAUUUAUAUCUAAAUAUAUGGCUCUGGGAAGGAAGAGGUAGCUUUGUUUGUCAUUCUGAAGAGAUAAUUUGUCUCAAGGGAGAACUUGAUUUAUUGGCUUAACUAACAGAUCACCUGCGUCAACUAUUGCUGUGUCAUUUGGUCUCAACCCCCCUUCUCCCCCAUUUCUAAACCUAUAGAAAAACGACCGCCCAACUUGUAGAAAGACUGGUGUGCUCAGCGGUUCAGCCUUUUGUGCUGAGCCGUGUGCUGAGUGGUGCAGCUCUGUCUGUGCUGGAAGUGUACAUGUGUGUUGUUGUGUUUGUGUUCAGCUGUCAGAGUGCACCUUCCACGCCUUCACGUUCUGCUCUUCCAUGCUGGGAGAGGAGGUUCAGCUUCACUUCAUCAUCCCCAAGGCCAAGGAGAAGCACUUUGUCUUCAGCCAGCAGGGAAGCCACCUGGAGAGCAUGAGGCUGCCCCUCGUCUCUGCUAAGGUAAAUGGUGAUGGGGGAAAUCAGUGGGGAUUGGGGAAAACCUUGAGACUGCCCUCGAGUUCUAAGAAUGUUGUGCCCAAGAUGAAUAUCAUCAAUAGUGACAAGAAAUAUUCUCAUCCUUCAGCUUCUGUAAUCAGUAGUGCAUUCUAAACUCAGCAAAAAAAGAAACAUCCCUUUUUCAGGACCCUGUCUUUCAAAGAUAAUUCGUAAAAAUCUAAAUAACUAGUACAGGAUGGCAACAACAACUGCCCGAGUUACACCAGGAACACACAACCCCUCCAUCAGUGCUCAGACUGUCCGCAAUAGGCUGAGAGAGGCUGGACUGAGGGCUUGUAGGCCUGUUGUAAGGCAGGUCCUCACCAGACAUCACCAGCAACAAUGUCGCCUAUUGGCACAAACCCACCGUCACUGGACCAGACAGGACUGGCAAAAAGUGCUCUUCACUGACGAGUAGUGGUUUUGUCUCACCAGUGGUGAUGGUCGGAUUCGCGUUUAUCGUCGAAGGAAUGAGCGUUACACAGAGGCCUGUACUCUGGAGCGGGAUCGAUUUGGAGGUGGAGGGUCCGUCAUGGUCUGGGGCGGUGUGUCACAGCAUCAUCGGACUGAGCUUGUUGUCAUUGCAGGCAAUCUCAACGCUGUGCGUUACAAGACAUCCUCCUCCCUCAUGUGGUGCCCUUCCUGCAGGCUCAUCCUGACAUGACCCUCCAGCAUGACAAUGCCACCAGCCAUACUGCUCGUUCUGUGCGUGAUUUCCUGCAAGACAGGAAUGUCAGUGUUCUGCCAUGGCCAGCAAAGAGCCCAGAUCUCAAUCCCAUUGAGCACGUAUGGGACUUGUUGGAUCGGAGGGUGAGGGCUAGGACUAGGGCCAUUCCCCCCCCAGAAAUGUCCGGGAACUUGCAGGUGCCUUGGUGGAAGAGUGGGGUAACAUCUCACAGCAAGACCUGGCAAAUCUGGUGCAAAUCUGGUGCAGUCCAUAAGGAGGAGAUGCACUGCAGUACUUAAUGCUGGUGGCCAUCCCAGAUACUGACUGUUACUUUUGAUUUUGACCCCCCCUUUGUUCAGGGACACAUUAUUCAAUUUCUGUUAGUCACAUGUCUGUGGAACUUGUUCAGUUUAUGCCUCAGUUGUUGAAUCUUCUUAUGUUCAUACAAAUAUUUACACAUGUUAAGUUUGCUGAAAAUAAACGCAGUUGACAGUGAGAGGACAUUUCUUUUUUUGCUGAGUCUAUUUGCUGAAAUGAAAUCGUACCAUAAGCAACACAUAAUCAACACAGACACUCACACCACAUGUCACACACAGAGUGAACUAUGCACUUAUGUGUCUCUCGUUUGCUCACUUUAGUUGUUUGAUGCUACUGGUGCCCUGGGCCAUAGCCUAGUGGAACCAGCCUGAUCUUGCCAUAGCUCAGCUCAGCGGUCAGUCUGCUUGAUCAGGCUACCUGCACCCUAGCCUGCUGCACUAUGCAUCUUUAACUAUAGCUCUCCUUCUUCCAUCCCAGGACCCCAGUCUGUUGAAAAGUCCCAUCUUCACCCCGACCACGGGGCGCCAGGAGCACGGCCUUCUCAACAUCUUUCACGCCAUGGAGGGCACCGCCCACCUCCACAUCCUAGUGGUCAAGCAGUAUGAGAUGCACCACUACAGGAAAUACUGGCCCAACCACAUCCUGCUGGUGCUGCCUGCCAUGUUCAACAGCGCCGGAGUUGGUGAGUGUCUGGGCUCUUGGGUAAAGUUUUCCCCUAGGUACAGAUCUAGGAUCAGCUUCUGCUCCCCCAAUCCUAACCGUAACCAUUAGUGGGGAAAAUACAAAACUGACCAGUCAAUCAGUCAUUUAGAUAGGUUAACUCAUUUUAUUGGUCGAGUUCUGUGAUCCUCAACUCUGCUUGGAAAGUUGCAGUACUAUAGGUUUUUGUCCCAGCAUAUCGCUCAAUAAGGUGUUUCACUGCUGAGCGGUAACAUUGAGGACCAUAGUCAUUUGUGAUGAAACAAAGAAACCAUAGAGUUGCCUUGCAAAGUAUAAACUAUUUUUAGGCAUUGCUUUAUUUAUACACUAAUGUAUUUUACAUUGUUAGUUUGUCGAGUAGCUUAUCUCUCUCUGAUGAUAAUGAUGCAUCUACAGCAGUCUGUGUGAACUUCAAGAGACAUACUGUAUCUAUAUUACCAUAAGCAUGUUUGGACACAUAACUGUAGUAGGUACGUGAGAUUUGAAUAUGGCAGGAACCAAAAGGGAAGGGCCUGGUCAAUGAGAACACCAGCAGGCCAGUAGUCUGAUGUAUGGAUCUACCGUUUAGGUGUAUAGUCUUUAUGGAUGGCCCAAUAGUGUUGCAGCACUACAAGCACAUGCCAGGUGUAGCAAUAGGGGCAUUAGGUAAAGGCUGAAAGGACAGGACAAUUUAGCAGGUGAGAGAACCAAUAAAGUAAUACUUGGAGUUCAGGUCAAAGCUAUUGUGUUCAGACUGUUGUGUGAGUUGGAGUUGAAGCUCUGUGGUAGAGUUCUUGGGUUGGUGGUUGGCAGUGGUGAUUUUAGCAUGUAAAUCUUGGUGGGGCAAACACAACAUAACACUAAACAAUACAUUAAUUGCACUAAAACGGUGACAAACGGUACCCACAAACUGUUAGGCCCUACAUAAAGCUGUCCCAACAGCAGAGUCCCAACAGCAGUCCCAACACCUUACCACUGCUACACCUGGCUAUCAGCGGAGCCUUGUCUGGCAGUGAAACAGUUCAUUCAGCCUCAUUUACUGCCUUUAAAAAAACAUAGCUGAUAUGGCUGACUUGCUUAAACAAAUGUGGUUUCUACUGACAAUUGAGAUGUACAAACUAUGGCAUAAGGGGACGACGAGCGGAGAAAAGGCAAUCCGUAAUUUCGAUUAAGACAUUAAUGAGCGAGCUAGGACGGACGUAGUCAAUAUAACUAUUUUUUCAGCACUUUUGAAAUGUACAGCGACAGAAUUCAGAACAUGGGCCGUUCUUACAGUGUUCCCCCUGUACACCAAGUCAGAAUCGUAGGAUAAAUAAAGGGGGCAUAUAUAUAAGCAGACAAUGAAAGCUCUUACAAUAUUCGAUGAUGACAUUUCUCUAAAACAGGCUAUAGGCUACAUGUGCACCACCAAGUCAGAACAGUAGGCAAAAUUAUGAGGGGAAAAGUGACCAAAUUAUUAGGGUGAGGCACAUGGGCUACUAACAGCUUACUACACAACAUACACUUAGUAUUACUUUCUUAUCUGCAGACAGUAUACAUAUCUCCCUGGCAUAUUACAUAAUUUAUGCAGCAGCAUAAAAAAUACAAAACUGACCAGUCAAUUUGGACUCACCUUGUUGUGCUGUGCUGUGCCUACUUGAACAGGAAGGUGGCGCGGCGGUCCUUCGUGGGCAAAUUUUGUCAUCAAAGUCUGGCUUUCUCUGGAUUUAUUGUGCUUUCAAGACAACUGGGAACUCUGAAAAAAACAAGGUUGAAUCAUGAUUACGUCCUCUUGAAAGAGACCAGAGUUCCCGACUUGCGAGUCUGAGUUGGAUGACCGUUCAAAAUGUAUUUUCCCAGUUGGAGCUUGUUUUUUUCAGAGUUCCUAGUUGUCUUGAAGUCACUGAAGUCAGAUAUCCCCGUUUCAAGUUUCCAGUUGUUUUGAGCAUGGCAAAAGUCAUGCUGGAUUGACAGCAUGGCCAAUGUUGAAUGUUUAUCCUUUUAAGCUUGGAAAGAGACCCUUAAACCCAGACUUGGGACCACACACCCACUCCACUGAAUAGCUGGCUAGUGAUUGCUUUGCAAUGCUUGCAGUUAGCCACUGAUUCCUUCCAAACCACUCAUUGUUGAAUUUGUGAUUUCCAACUUGUAAUGUUUAUGUCCAAUGGCCGAUGAGCACCGAUACGUUUUAUCUAUAAUUUCUCUUCAUUACUUCUCUUCAUAUGACAAGGAUUAAAAAGGAUUUGCCAGUAGAUUGUCGACUUGAUUCAUGAUGAUGACUGCUAGCUUGCUAGCUAAGAUUUUGAAAGUAUGAUGUUGACAUGAUCAGUCCAAUCAAAGCUACUGUAGAUAUAGCGUGAUUUGACCUCAUUUUAUCUGUGGCCAAUGACCUUGAGCCUUCUUGGAUGGGCACUUCUAAUGUAACUCUAUGGCAGCACCCAAGGGGCUUGAAUUUUCGAGCUCUAGCCUUAGAUUUUGCGGUGACGUAGUGUCCCCCAUGAGUGACAGAACACUGAGCCAAUCACGGCGCAACUAGAGAACAUUACCAACCCCUGCGCUCUGUAUUUUCCGCUGGCUGCCCCAAUACCACAGAAAGCACUGAGCUAGGCUGAAACACCUGCAUUCUGGAGCAGCCUUACUCAAGAAAGCAAAAAAGAGACCAAGUUUGGAUGCGGCUGUACUAACUCAAAGAUUGUAAAACAUUUUACAUUGUUUGCUAACUGAUAUAUGACACGUAUUAAUGCCAAAAUAACUGACUAUGAAGUUUUCCAAUAUAAUAAUCGUAGUUUUUUUGUAUAAUUAGUGUAUUAUUUUUGCUAAACAGGUGGGGCUCAAAACCCCACCUGCCCUGAAUGAUGGAUCGCCACUGGUAGUUGGCUAAUAUUUUUCUGCGGUGACCAUACAAGUUGUGACUAUAGCCCACAUAAAGCUGUUGGAAUUGACAUUGGUCAUAACUAGACACCAGACUUUUUCCUGGUCAGGUCAUGUGGUUAGGCAAAUAAAUAAAAUAUCAGUGGGUCUCCACCAUCCUAUAUACUGUAUCAUUAUGGUUAUUAUGGGGCGGCAUCGCAUUAGGGAACUAGUGUGUCUCAAAUGGCACCCUAUUCUCUGUAUAGUGCACUACUUUUGACCAGAGCCCUGGUCAAAAGUAGUGCACUAAAUUGGGAAUAGAGUGCCAUUUGGGAUACAGCCACUGUCAGUAACAUAGCAGUAACAUUACUGUUGUAUCUGUACCAGGGGCGGCUCGUUUCAUGAUCAAGGAGCUGUCGUACCACAACCUGGAGCUGGAGAGGAACCGUCUGGAGGAGCAGGGGGUCAAGAGGCAGGACGUCUGGCCCUUUAUAGUAAUGAUGGAUGACUCCUGUGUGCUCUGGAACGCACACCAACCCCAGGACAGCAGCAGGUAUGGGUUACAACAGACCCAGCAAACCAAAAUAGGUUCUGUGAACAUUCCUAGAACAUUAAUCAGGUUGCCACAAAAGUUCUAAUACAUUUACAUUUACAUCAUUUAGCAGACGCUCUUAUCCAGAGCGACUUACAAAUUGGUGCAUUCAACUUAUGAUAGCCAGUGGGACAACCACCUUUUAAAAAAUAAUAAUGUUUUAUGGGGGGUGGGGGAAGAAGGAUUACUUUAUAUUAUUCCAGGUAUUCCUUAAAGAGGUAGGGUUUCAAGUGUCUCUGGAAGGUGGUCAGUGACUCCGCUGUCCUGGCGUCGUGGGGGAGCUUGUUCCACCAUUGGGGUGCCAGAGCAGCGAAUAGCUUUGACUGGGCUGAGCGGGAACUGUGCUUCCGUAGAGGUAGGGGAGCUAGCAGGCCAGAGCUGGAUGAACGUAGUGGUGUAGGGUCUGAUCAGAGCCUGAAGGUAAGGAGGUGCCGUUCCCCUCACAGCUCCGUAGGCAAGCACCAUGGUCUUGUAUUAGAUGCGAGCCUCUACUGGAAGCCAGUGGAGUGUGCGGAGGAGCGGGGUGACAUGAGAGAACUUGGGAAGGUUGAACACCAGACGGGCUGCAGCGUUCUGGAUAAAUAACACAAAAACUGUCCAGUUGUGCUGAUUAUUAUACAAUGUUUGUAUAAAACAUUCACCUGAUGUUGCAAGAACGUUCCCAGAACACAUUUUGUUAUUACAUUACCUGGAUACCAAAUAAGAACCUUAGGGGAAUGUUCUGUAGUGGUUGUUACAGAUGUUGUGCACAACAUUUUAGUGAAUGUUCCGAUAACAUUCCAAGGAUAUUUCAUUUAAACAUUUUCUGAAAAAAAGAAACAUUUUAUUAUGAAAAACAUUUUUUGAAUGCUUUUGUGAUGUUAUCAUCCUAAUCUAAGAUAAAGCCCUAACUUAAUGGGAAUGUUAGCUAAUGUCUUGGGAAUGUUCCUGGUUUACUGGGGAAACUGGCACACUGACACACGCAGGCACAAACGCACGCACUCUCACAAAAACAACCCCAAAACACCCAGAUUAUUGGUCCAUGACUAUCUAUCAGCAAUUAAUUCUCAGAAAGAACUGUAUUAUAUCUGGACUACUCUAUCAACAACCAUACUAAUAUCUGUCUACCCACUCUUCCCUGUCUCCCUCAGUGAUAUGGCAGACACUGGGCCCAGUCUGACCAACGUGUCUUUAAAGACUGUGCUGCAGCACAUGGAGGCCACUCCUAAGAUCUCCCUCUACGCCAUGUGUGGCGCCCGCAAGUGGAGCAGUGCCCUGGCCCGCCGCCUGCCAGCCCUGCCCUUCUCCCGAUGCCACCUUCACGACUUUGUCAUGCUCAACAUUGAGCUGACGCAGAACGUCCAGUACGACCUCAACAGGUACAGUUGUGAGGAGGUGGACUUCAACCUGAGAGCCAACAGCAGUGGUCUGCUGCUCUGUCGCUUCAACCACUUCAGCUUGAUGAAGAAACAAAUUCCCUUUGGAGGACACAAGGACUUCCUGGUCAAACCCAAACUCAUGGUGAGUGUCCUGGCUCCUCCUUUUUCUACCUCAUCUCCUUGUCUGAGAGAUAUAUUGCGUGUGUGUGCGUGCGUGCGUGCGUGUGUGCGUGCGUAUGCGUGUACGUGUGCAUGUGUCUGAAACACAGUCAGUCAGUCAUCCUAACCCCUACCCUGCUCCCCCUCUAGGUGAUGGAGAACCCAACACCCAUCAGCCCGCCCCAGUAUAUCUGUGCCCCAGACAGUGAACACACCCUCCUGGCCGCCCCGGCUCAGUUCCUCCUGGAGAAGUUUCUCCAGAGCUGCAGCCACAGACUGUUCCCCAAGGCAGUACAGAACAGUAGCAACCCCGUGCUGUCCAUAGACAGCUACCUCAACAUAGGCCCUGAGGUAAGAUCCAACCCCUAGACAGCUACCUCAACAUAAGCCCUGAGGUAAGAUCCAACCCAUAGACAGCUACCUCAACAUAAGCCCUGAGGUAAGAUCCAUAGACAGCCUAUGUACCUCAACAUAGGCCCUGAAGUAAGCAGCAACCCAGUGCUCGACAGCUACCUCAACAUAGGCUUACCAUGAGGUACGAGCUGAGCAAGUCUGGUGGAGAGCAUGUGAAAAUCUUGAGAUACAUGUAUUUUCUGCUAAAUAGAUUUAUGAAAAAUGUUUUAAUCAAGUGCAGGUUUAUUGUGAGAACAGAUCCCACAAACUGUUUCCAUGAUAAAAAGUCAUGACUGAGAUGGUGGAGAUGUGACUGCGCUUUCUGCAUCCCCAGGUGUCAGUGUGCUACGUCAGCUCCAGACCACACUCCAUUAACCUGGACCACCAGGGUCUGGUCUUCAGUGGCCUGCUGCUCUACCUGUGUGACUCCUUUGUCGUCUCUGGCCUCCUCAAAAAGUUCAGCUUCCUCAAAGGUAACUAAUGCUACUUCAAUGUUGUUGUUUUUUAGUCCUUAUGUGAAGUUAAGUGUAACCUCAUCCUGAGUUGCGAAACCAUAAAAAAAUAUUAGGAAGACGGUAUUUUGGCCCAUUCCUCCAUGCAGAUCUCCUCUAGAGCAGUGAUGUUUUGAGGCUGUCGCUGGGCAACACAGACUUUCAACUCCCUCCAAAGAUUUUCUAUGGGGUUGAGAUCUGGAGACUGGCUAGGCCACACCAGGACCUUGAAAUGCUUCUUACGAAGCCACUCCUUCGUUGCCCGGGCGGUGUGUUUGGGAUCAUUGUCAUGCUGAAAGACUCAGCCACAUUUCAUCUUCAAUGCCCUUGCUGAUGGAAGGAGGUUUUCACUCAAAAUCUCACGAUACAUGGCCCCAUUCAUUCUUUCCUUUACACGGAUCAGUCAUCCUGGUCCCUUUGCAGAAAAACAGCCCCAAAGCAUGAUGUUUCCACCCCCAUGCUUCACAGUAGGUAUGGUGUUCUUUGGAUGCAACUCAGCAUUCUUUGUCCUCCAAACAUGACGAGUUGAGUUUUUACCAAAAAGUUAUAUUUUGGUUUCAUCUGACCAUAUGACAUUCUCCCAAUCCUCUUCUGGAUCAUCCAAAUGCACUUAAGACGGGCCUGGACAUGUACUGGCUUAAGCAGGGGGACACGUCUUGCACUGCAGGAUUUGACUCCCUGGCGGCGUAGUGUGUUACUGAUGGUAGGCUUUGUUACUUUGGUCCCAGCUCUCUGCAGGUCAUUCACUAGGUCCCCCCGUGUGGUUCUGGGAUUUUUGCUCACCGUUCUUGUGAUCAUUUUGACCCCAAGUGGUGAGAUCUUGCGUGGAGCCCCAGAUCGAGGGAGAUUAUCAGUGGUCUUGUAUGUCUUCCAUUUCCUAAUAAUUGCUCCCACAGUUGAUUUCUUCAAACCAAGCUGCUUACCUAUUGCAGAUUCAGUCUUCCCAGCCUGGUGCAGGUCUACAAUUUUGUUUCUGGUGUCCUUUGACAGCUCUUUGGUCUUGGCCAUAGUGGAGUUUGGAGUGUGACUGUUUGAGGUUGUGGACAGGUGUCUUUUAUACUGAUAACAAGUUCAAACAGGUGCCAUUAAUACAGGUAACGAGUGGAGGACAGAGGAGCCUCUUAAAGAAGAAGUUACAGGUCUGUGAGAGCCAGAAAUCUUGCUUGUUUGUAGGUGACCAAAUACUUAUUUUCCACCAUAAUUUGCAAAUAAAUUCAUUAAAAAUCCUACGAUGUGAUUUUCUGGAUUUUUUUCCCUCAAUUUGUCUGUCAUAGUUGACGUGUACCUAUGAUGAAAAGUACAGGCAUCUCUCAUCUUUUUAAGUGGGAGAACUUGCACAAUUGGUGACUGACUAAAUACUUUUUUUCCCCACUGUAUAUGUGAAGCCAAGGGUUAUUCAUCUCCAAUUAAAUUAACUUGAUCAAUGCCACUUUUCUGAUUUGUUCUCUGACCUCUGACUAUGAUGUUUUCCAAUAUAAACCUCCCAUGACAUAUGUUACACUGAGCCAUAUAGCAAUAAAUGCAUAUAUAGUAGGAAAACCAUAGCACCUUUUUGAUUGGUUCCCUGACCUAUGGCCUCUGACCCUGUCCAUAGGUGCCACGUUGUGUGUGAUCUGCCAGGACCGUAACUCUCUGCGUCAGACAAUCGUGCGGCUGGAGCUGGAGGACAAGUGGCAGUUUCGUCUGCGGGAUGAGUUCCAGACGGCCAACUGCAGCGAGGACCGGCCCCUCUACUUUCUCACAGGACGCCAUGUU
Messenger RNA from Coregonus sp. 'balchen', 57486 nucleotides. NCBI's taxonomy places the organism in Eukaryota, Metazoa, Chordata, Actinopteri, Salmoniformes, Salmonidae. The record is from the annotation of a GenBank genome assembly.